Molecule: messenger RNA, 65634 nt
Organism: Podarcis lilfordi (Lilford's wall lizard)
Lineage: Eukaryota; Metazoa; Chordata; Lepidosauria; Squamata; Lacertidae
Source: the annotation of a GenBank genome assembly
GAGACACGCUGCUGUGGCCUGGACUCCUCCUUCGGAGAACCCUUCUCUGCACUCCGAGGACCUAUGGUGCUGCAAAAAGAGUGAGUCACUGGACAGAAGAGACGAGGAGCCAAGGCUGUGCCUGGAUUGCAGAAUUAUUUGCAGGAACCGGUCCGCUCGGCUCGCUUCCAACAUCUGGGCAACCACAUCUGCCGCAGCUGCAGAAGUGCCUUUUCCGGUGGGCUUUCCUAGAGAAUGGAGCACAACGGCAGCCCCUUGGCCUCUAAUGGUGAGUCGAGACUUGCAGUGAUUUAUGGCAGGCGUGUGUACGGUUGAACGCUGCUGAGAAAUGCUCCCUUGCCUCUGGCUUCAGGGUGCGCAAAGUCCCCAUGCGCAGCCACGCUGAAUUUUUGAGUCGACCAUUGCUAGUGCGGCAUGCUCCAGAUGUUUCGGACAGUCCUCAACCAGCAUGGCCGUUGUAUUCCAAAACACUUUUGAGGGCACCAGGUUGGCAAAGGCAGAUCUGGGCGAUGUGUUGCCCAGGCAUCGCGCCACUUAUUGAUCAGUGUUUUUGCUCCGGGAAGAAAAAUAGUUCAUCCCAGCGGAAUAUUUUAUUUGUUCCCGUUUGUGGCUCCGCUUUGGAGAAACGUUUAUUUAAGGAUAGUAAAAGAGACCGCUCCAAUUGAACCUCUUUUAAACCAGCAACUUUUUAAUUGCAUUUUUGUCAAAGAAAAAGUAAUUCUUUGUUACGGUAUUGAAAUACCAUCUGAUAUUUCGUGAAGCUAGAUUGCAAUUUAGUACACUGGCUCUCUGCCGUUCUUUUAGUCCACAACUCUGUAUAACCUCUUUCACAGGAGAAGUGUUUUUAUUCUUUGUGUACUCAACAGUAUCUUGGCGUGUAAUGAAUGGAGACCUAAAAUUAGCACCAUAACAAGGUCAUUGUAUCUGUUUCAUCGAAACCUGGGAGCUGUUUGGGAUUUGGACCAUUGCAACUUUGCAAAUGUUGGUUAAUUGCUAUACCUUUUUUUUUCAAAGCAACUAAUUGGAGAGUACAAUUUCUGGGAUAACACAAUCAAAGCAUUAUUUACAAAGCCAAAUCUGAAAAUGCGUUUUAUGGAUUGUAGGCAAAUCUGUAUUUGUUUGGAAUGUGCAAGAACAGCUCAAUCUGUAGACCACGAGACUCUUAAUCUCACGGUUGUGAGUUCGAGUCUCACAUUAGGCAAAAGAUUCCUGCAUUGCAGGGGGUUGGACUAGAUGACCCUUGCGGUCCCUUCGCACGCUACAAUUCUGUGUUUCUAUAUGAAGUUGCCUUUUGCGGUCCUGCCUCCCUAGACGCCGGCGGAUGAAUGUGGGACCUUUUGCAUGCAGAGCAGAUGUUCUGGCACUAAGCUACAGCCCUUCCCAAGACGUUCUCAGUGCUGAAGUGAUUUUCAAAGUUUUGACUGGCAAUGGCACCAGUUGACAGCCAGUAUUGGUCAUACUCAGAGCAGGCUAAGCCCAAGGGGUAGAAAAGGCUUCUUUUUAAGAUUUGUUAAUCACCAUACUUGCUCUUGUUUUUCACUUAAGGUAAAUUACUUUUGUUGUUACACCGCACGCUAUUAUGUCAUCAGCGUGCAUGGUAUUUUACAAAAUACAAGAAAACAGGUUUCUUCCUUGAGGGCUAGGCAGUCUGAAAUUCAGUAGAAGGAGGCGGGUAAAACAUCUCCACUCAAGGCCAGUUCUUUGCAAUUUUGUGCCAAAGCUCCAGAGUCAUCCGUCCUCCACACAAAAACAAUUGAUGUAAAACGAGUUAAGCCCAAUGAAGACUAAAUUAAAACUCUGCUAUCUGGGAGCUCUGCGACUGGCUGCCUGCCUCAAUGCCAUAUUGACCAGAGGUACAGUCUAAAAUUAGAAUGGGGACACUAAAUAUUUGUGUAGCAUUCCACCCCAGUACUCUACGGCCUUUGCAAACACCAGCUUAAGCGAUCCUUAAAACAUUUCUGUAAGGUAGGCUUGUAUAAGGUAGGCAGCCCUGUUUAGGGAAGUUUUUAAUGUUUGAUGCUUUAUUGCUUUAUUAUUAUUAUUAAUAUUCUGUUGGGAGCUGCUCAGAGUGACUGGGGAAACCCAGCCAGAUGGGCUGGGUAUUAUUAUUAUUAUUAUUAUUAUUAAUAAUAAUAAUAAUAGACUCCAUUUUGCAACUGUGUUGUCUGAGGUUGGCAAAGUGGGGUUUCUCUGAAACCACCUGUGGAGUUUAUGGGUGGUAGGAUUUGAACUGGGGACUUCUCCUGCCUCAUAUUCUUAUUGUCAUUCUACUAGCUCUCAUAAUGGUCCAGUAGUACUUGGAAGUAAGUCCCAUUUAGUUCCAUGGGACUUACUCCCAGGGAAGCAUACAUACGAUUGCAGCCUUAGUCUAAUUAUUCCUGCUUGCUGAAUAUAUGAGGAUGUAGUUAUAAGUACAGUGGUACCUCAGGUUAAGUACUUAAUUCAUUCCAGAGAUCCAUUCUUAACCUGAAACUGUUCUUAACCUGAAGCACCACUUUAGCUAAUGGGGCCUCCCGCUGCUGCCGCGCUGCUGGAGCACGAUUUCUGUUCUCAUCCUGAAGCAAAGUUCUUAACCUGAAGCACCCUACAGCGGAGGCUGUAACCUGAAGCGUAUGUAACCUGAAGCGUAUGUAACCCGAGGUACCACUGUAUGUAAAGAAUUUGUACUGAAGGAUUGAAAAGAAGUGAUAGAGUAUACACGCACCACCAAGCACAUUAUCAGAUUCUUGCGACACACGAAUGGAGGAGUGUGAGGUUGUUUCAUUCUUCAAUAGUUGCAAAAAUGGAAUUUGCUGUGUGCGGGUUUUGCCCCUCUGAGUGAAAUGAUUCCCUCCCCCCCAAAGUUCCAUACUGUGUAAUAGCCGAAAAAGGACAGAAGACCCCCCACACGAAAGGGGCAGGAGGUUAAGUAAAUAGAUAAAGAGAUAUCUUUCAUUGGGACAACCCAUGCAGUCUUCCAGAUUCUGCAGAACUGUAUGUCAAGCAACAUCACUGUUAGAGACCUGUGAAGCUUGCAGGCCUCUCUCUCCCACACCAACACAGGCUGGUCCAAUAAAAACUAUCGUUAUAUAUACGUAUGGUUUUUCAGCAGCGUAGAGAUACGAUCUUACAGCCGGAACCACCGAAGAUGAAACUGUACCCAAAAUGAAGGUGUGUCUCCCCACCAACUUCCUUUCAAUGUUUCCACUUCCUCCAGAGAGAGAGAAAAAUAAGCUUGUUGCUUCUUCAAGAGUCCAGAAGGAUGUCAUAAGCAAAUAAAAACAAACACACACCCUUUAAAACCAUCUAGAAUAGACAAUACAGACCUUGAUGGAGCAAUCAAUGGUUUGAUUCAGUAAAAGUCAUCUUCCGGUGUUCCUAAUUAUGUACGCUUAAAUGAAUAAGUGCAUAGUUUGUAAUUAAAUAAUUGAUUUUUUAGAUUUUUUUAUUAAGGAUCACUUGGUUGUCGUUUUUAAAUGACUUCCUCAGUGAACUAGACUUCCCCCAGCUGCAGCAACGGUGACGCUCCCACUGAUACGGAAAGAACAUAGAAGGAUGUACACACACAAAAAGCACAACACCCCCAAUAGUGUGGAAACUCUGUUGCAAUUCUGCUUUUAGCUGGGAGCAUUAGAAGAAUAUAAUUAGUAGGAGUCACUAAUACUACCCUUUGUGUACACACAUUUUAGAGUUGUUCUGAGGUGUUCCAUCCCUGCUCAAAUUAAGGUUACCAUAUUUUUUUCAAUGAAUCCGGGGACACUUUCAAUAAAUAAAUAAAUAAAUAAAUAAAUAAAUAAAUGUUCGGGACUUUGGUGCUGCAGCGAUGGCGGUGGCAGAGAGGCAGCCGCCAUCUUGACCUCAACCGCCACGUUUCCCCUUCCUCCGAGGUUUCUAUCUCCUUUCUCCAUGAGCCUGGGCAGCCCCUGAGUUGCUGGUUCUUCGACGGUGGUGGUGGUGGUGGGGAAGCCCAUCGGAGCAGCCCCAAUCCCAUUCCUACUUUCGUGCAAGCAAGAGGGGGGCAGGGAUCUCUCAGGCAGCGCAAUGGUUCCCAUCAGAGCAGCCCCAAUCCCAUUCCUACUUGCAUGCAAGCAGGAGAGGGUGGGGAUUCCUCAGCUGGAAAAGGAGGCUUCCUGUUGCCUAACUGAGAGAUCCCUGCCCCCUCCUGCUUGCACACAAGCUCUGAUAGGCAGCUUGAAGCCUCCCUUCACAGCUGAGAGAUCCUUGCCCUGCUCCUGCUUGCAUGCAAGUAGGAGUUGGGAGGCUGCUCCGAUAGGCAGCAUGAAGCCUCUCUUCACAGCUUUGCUGCUGGUGUCAGGGAAGGUGGAGGCAGCCUGGAAGCUUCACCACCAUCAUAUGGGGACUUCCAAGCAGCUCCUGAAGCCAGCCAGAGCCAGCUGCUCCAGGCUGCUGAGACUGCCGCUGCUGCGUUUCCCGGGGACGUUAGAUGAAAUCCCGGGACAUUCGGGGAUGGAAUUUGUCCGGGGACCUAAUCACAAAUCCGGGGACUGUCCCUGGGAAACGGGGACGUCUGGGAACUUAGCUCAAAUAGGAUUUGCAGGUGUUGAAACAAUGCCAAAAACCUGCACAACCUUUUUAUCGAAAAGCAGUAGCUAGAUUGUACGUAUUCAGAAGGACGUUUGACCUCAUACUGCCUUGUUAUGGCUGCUAGAAAUACGCUGGUUUCUGCCUUCGUAGUGAGUUGUUUUAUCAGUUUUAGCUGCCUUGGACUUGCUGAUUAUUUUGUCUUUUACUGCUUGAGCACCAUUUGGUGGAAAGGUUGCAUGAAAAUUUAAACCAACAAACAAGAUAGGCAACCAUGUCGCCUUCACACCCCCUUCAAUAUUUAGAAUAGUAGUCUGGCCAUCAGUCUAACCUCCAAACAAAUUCAAAGGCUACAGUCUUUAUUCAGUUGUUGUUUAGUUGUUUAGUCCGACUCUUUGUGACCCCCUGGACCACAGCACACCAGGUACUCCUGUCUUCCACUGCCUCCCGCAGUUUGGUCAAACUCAUGUUCGUAGCUUGAAUACUGUCCGAGCCAUCUCGUCCAGUGUCAGCCCUUCUCCUGGGCCUCCAUCGUGCCCAGCAUCAGGAUCUUUCCAGGAGUCUCUCUUCCUGAGGUGAGCCAGUAUUGGAGCCUCAGCAUCAGGAUCUGUCCUUCCAGUGAGCACUUCAGGGCUGAUUCCUGAGAAUGGUACCUAGGUUUGAUCUACUUGCAGUCUGAUGUGACUCUCAGAGUCUGCUUCCAGCACCAUAGUUCAGGAGCAUCGAUUCUUCGGCAAUCAGCCUCUUUAUGGUCCAGCUCACUCCAUACGUCACUACUGGGAAUACCAUAGCUUUAACUAUACGGACCUUCUGAUCGGCAAGUCCUAGGCUCUGUGGUUUAACCCACAGCGCCACCCGCGUCCCCUUUAGUCAGUUACCCAGGAGUAAAUCCCCAUCGAAAUUAAUGGGACUUACUUCUGAGUAGACAUACCUGCAAUGGCUCUUUGGGAGCCAACCUGCACUUCAUGUUUUACAUGUUAUUGAAAACACACAAUUAGGACUUUGCAUUUAUUUGGUAAGAAAGGGGUGGGGAGCCAACCACGUGUGUGUGGGGGAAUGUAAUGUUUGUGUGCCAAAUCUGGAUCCGGGCUGUGCUGCAAAAAAGAGGAGGCGGGGGCAGUUGUUAAAACUUGUUUUCCUGCCCCGCCCCGCUGAAUUUCGCACACAACCCUGACAAAAUUCCUGUUUUCCCAUCAACAAACUACCAGCCAAUUUCACCUUUGAGCGGAGAGCGCAGGAUGGGGUGGGUUAUUUCUGGCAGGAAAAUGGCACGAGGGAAAGGGUUAAAUGUCCCUUAAACCCACAUCACGGUCCCAAUCCGGAUCAGGGGUCUCUCCCUCCCUCCCUCCCUGGGCUACUUGGUGUUAAGGAUUGCGUCCCCGUCGCUUUUAUUAUUAUCAUCAUUAUUUAAGUGGCACAGCUAUUAACACAACACGCAGUUUGGUCCCAUUUCUCUUUCCAAAACGCACACUGGACUGAAGUUUAAUCCCGAUUUGCGGGGACACAGAGGGAUUUCCUCCUGAGUCAACAGCCUUAGGAUCGGCCUGCAAGCGAGUUUGCAAACACACAAGGGUUCAAAAACCCAAGAUGCGCCUCUGCUGCGAGGACGCAUCGCUCCUGUUUUCCGUGCUGCAGCUUUUGGCGCAAUUCGUUUUUCACUGCCACUGAACUUGAAUUUCUUUUAUGAUCUCUGAAACGGGGAUUUUUAGGCCGACAGGGCUUGACUCAGCCUCCUGCUGAUUUCAUAGUCUCUCUCCUCCUCCCCUUCCCCGUCUCCAAGAGUUCAGAUUCUUUGUUUUCAUCGGAAAGUGACGCGUUUCCCCCCUUAGGUCAGGGCGGGGACCUUGGAGGAAGCUGGCCUGCUCUGAGCAGCCUCAUAUGGAAACACUGACUUAGCUGGGAAGGGUGGCCCGGAGGGGCUGGGAAAAGCUUUGAAAAUCUUUGAGCCAGAAACUUUCCAGGCAUGAGAGGAAGAGAGAGAGGGAUACCCGGGCGGAAGUUUAGGGGGAGCAGGAAGGGGGGGGGGAAAUAACUAUGAAGAGGAAUUGAAGAGUAUAUGGGCGAAUCUGCAACUCUCUCAUUUUUCUGUUUCCCAUUUUUUCAGCCAUUAAAUUCAGUUCUCCACAAUGCUUUGCACUUUUUUGAACUUGUGAAAAUCCAUCAACAUCAAAGUGCACAUUUCUCCUAAUGCACACAUCUUCACAUGCGAUUGUGCCCAGCUGACACAUUUGUGUAAAGCAGUCUUUUCCCCUAAUAACAGUGCAUUUCUUCUGGAUGUGGUUUUUCAGCAAUCUAUGAAUUUGGAGGCAUCGAAUUUAUCAUCAUCAUUUUUAAUUUGUAGACCGUCUUUCUGUCUUACAAUACUCAAGGCGGUUUACAAGCUGAAGAAACAAAAAAUGUACAUCUUACAACAAUCUAAUGCGAUACAAAAAUGUGAUAAUAAAACAUAACUUUAAAAUAGGCAACCUACAUCAAAAAGUAACAUUCAACAAUCAUUAGAAUAUUACUAAAUAGUAAUAACAUUUAUGAUCUCUUUGCAAAUGUGCUAGCAGUUUUGUCGCCGCACCACUAGGAGGACGUACUUAGAGCCAUUGCGCUUAUUUCGUGGGAAGCGAGAAUGCCUUAAUAAUGGGGCAGGGCUCAAGUUGUCGCGCAACCAGUGGCGUAGCGUGGGUUGUCAGCACCCGGGGCAAGGCAAGUAAUUUGCGCCCCCUAACCCGUGGAUUUUAGUAGGGGCAGAGAGCUGCGAGUGCCAGCUCGCCCCCCCCAGAUGUUGCGCCCGGUGCGCCCGGCCCCCCCUGCACCCCCCACGCUACGCCACUGCGCGCAACUGCGGUUGUAUUUUUGUUUGUUUGUUAUUUAUUGCAGUUAUAUCCAAUUAAUCACAACACGUGUUAGACUCUCCCAAUUAAAAUCCAGGCAGCAUUUAAUUCUGGUAACUUAUCAAUAAGCAAUCUGCCUGGGGUUUUAAAAGCCACUCAGGGUUGCUUCCCAAAUCAAGAGUACAGUGGUACCUUGGGUUACAUACGCUUCAGGUUACAUACGCUUCAGGUUACAGCCUCCGCUGUAGGGUGCUUCAGGUUAAGAACUUUGCUUCAGGAUGAGAACAGAAAUCGUGCUCCAGCAAUGAGGCAGCAGCGGGAGGCCCCAUUAGCUAAAGUGGUGCUUCAGGUUAAGAACAGUUUCAGGUUAAGAACGGACCUCCGGAACGAAUUAAGUACUUAAUCUGAGGUACCACUGUAUUUCUAAACAUUGCAAGCAGUGCAUUUGAAAUAACAUAGCCAAGGCGCCGAAUUCAUUUGGGCAGUGAUGCUGAAGCAAGCACAAUUCUGCAUGUGCGCCAGAAGGAGCUUCGGGUGUGACUAAUCACAUUUUUGCUUUCGGCCUUCACCAGAGAACUCCAGUAACACAGCCGUCCUCUGUGAUUCACCCCUCAAAUUACGCAUUGCCUGUCCUCCUUCUCAAGACCUGUUUUCUCAUGUGCAACAGCCACACACAAUGAAAACUAUGCUUCUGAUCCCAUGAUGGCUGUUAUUAUCCCAUUAACACAUUGUCUGUCAUUAUGAUGGGCCAGGUUUCAACGUAUCUGCUGGAUGGCAACGACUCCUGUAGGCCGGUAAAGGGAGAAGCCAUGUCCCUCCUGGUGGUGUUAGUAAUACAAAUCCCAUGCUUCUUGUCUGUUGCCCAUUCUGGCUGAGGCUGACAGGGCAGUGUGGAAGGGUCAGGGUAGUUUAGAAGCUGAGGAUCUCCUACCAAGUGUGGCAACAGGGGCAUCAUGGGAAUCAGAGUCCUUCUCAUGCCAGCUGUGGGACUAAGGGCAGAAUAAUAGAAUCAUGAUCACUGCAGAUGGUGACAGCAGUCAUGAAAUUAAAAGACGUCACUGCAGAUGGUGACAGCAGUCACGAAAUUAAAAGACGCCUGCUUCUUGGGAGAAAGGCGAUGAAAAACCUAGACAGCAUCUUAAAAAGCAGAGACAUCACCUUGCCGACAAAGGUCCGUAUAGUUCAAGCUAUGGUUUUCCCAGUAGUGAUGUAUGGAAGUGAGAGCUGGACCAUAAAGAAGGCUGAUCACCGAAGAAUGGAUGCUUUUGGAUUAUGGUGCUGGGGGAGACUCUUGAGAGUCCCAUGGACUGCAAGAAGAUCAGACCUAUCCAUUCUGAAGGAAAUCAGCCCUGAGUGCUCACCGGAAGGACAGAUCGUGAAGCUGAGGUUCCAGUACUUUGGCCACCUCAUGAGAAGAGAAGACUCCCUGGAAAAGACCCUGAUGUUGGGAAAGAUGGAGGGCACAAGGAGAAGGGGACGAGAGAGGACGAGAAGGUUGGAUAGUGUUCUCGAAGCUACCAGCAUGAGUUUGACCAAACUGUGGGAGGCAGUGGAAGACAGGAGUGCAUGGCGUGCUCUGGUCCAUGGGGUCACGAAGAGUCAGACACGACUAAAUGACUAAACAACAACAACAACAAAUAGAAUCAUGGAAUUGCAGAGUUGGAAGGGACCUCCAGAGUCAUCAAGUUCAACCCCCUGCAAUGCAGGAAUCUCAGCCAAAGCAUCCAUGGCAGAUGGCCAUCCAACCUCUGCUUAAAAACCUCCAGGGAAGGAGAGUCCAUAACCUCCUGAAGGAGACUGUUCCACUGUUGAACAUGGUGCCCAUGCAAAGGUGCCCAGAACCGCUAUCCUUCCUAUUGCAACACCUCAGUGUGACUAAGACAACAUUCACACCAAAUGUUCAAAAUACAGUGGCACCUUGGUUCUCAAACUUAAUCCAUUCCGGAAGUCCGUUCCAAAACCAAAGCAUUCCAAAACCAAGGCGCGCUUCCCCUAGAAAGUAAUGCAAAACGGAUUAAUGCCGUUUACCUUCCCGCUGGAGCGGUACCUAUUUAUCUACUUUCACUUUGAUGUGCUUUCGAACUGCUAGGUGGGUAGGAGCAGGGACCGAGCAACGGAAGCUCACCCCGUUGCGAGGAUUCGAACCGCCAACCUUCUGAUCGGCAAGUCCUAGGCUCUGUGGUUUAACCCACAGCGCCACCUGUGUCCAUCUUGGUUUUUACUUUUUGAAAUAUGGCAACCCUAGUUUAAGGUAGCUUCCUAUGCUCCAACAUUCAGAUCAAAGCUGAAUGUGCUGUUGUUUUCAACUGUGCUUUAACUGGAUGUGUCGCAAGCUAUUGGGGGUAGGGGUAGGGGUUGAAGGCAAAAGAAAUGGAUGAGUUGAGGCAACCCCGCCUCAAACUCUCAGCUUGCGUUAAAAGCACAUUGGCACAGAGCUAAAGCAACGACUGCAGAUCUGCCUUGCUGAUUCCUAACGCUUCCACAAGGUGGAACAUUUAGAUUACGAAGCAAGGGCGACGGGUGAAAGAAGCGAAUCGCAGAAGGAUCAUAACUCUAAUCUGGUCAUGUUGCUUUCUAGGAUUAUCACUCAAAUUACUAUCAGCAGGGGCAUUCAGUUGGGGGAAUACAGGUAGCAUAGACUGCUAUUUUUCAGGUGGGAUUUAGUCUCAUUGAAGCAAAUUCAGGUUGUGCAGUUGGAGUGCAUUUGGUGCAACAAACUUGCUUCCCCAAAAACCCAGACUUUGCAGAGCGACACUCCUGCGAGGAAGGCUUGCAGCAUUUGGGACAUAGUUUAGAGAAAAGGUGACUUGGGGAUAGGGAUGAUGGAGGUGUAUACAACCCUAGAAAUCACGGACAUUCAGUGAAGCAGAAUGCUGGAAGAUUCAGGACAGAAAAAAGAAAACAGUUCUUCAUGCAAUGCAGAGUUAAAGGUAAAGGUAAAGGGACCCCUGACCGUUAGGUCCAGUCGCGGACGACUCUGGGGUUGCAGGGCUUAUCUCGCUUUACUGGCCGAGGGAGCCGGCGUACAGCUUCUGGGUCAUGUGGCCAGCAUGACUAAGCCACUUCUGGCAAACCAGAGCAGCGCACGGAAAUGCCGUUUACCUUCCCGCCGGAGUGGUACCUAUUUAUCUACUUGCACUUUGACGUGCUUUCGAACUGCUAGGUUGGCAGGAGCUGGGACCGAGCAACGGGAGCUCAUGCCGUCGCGGGGAUUCGAACCACCAACCUUCUGAUCGGCAAGCCCUAGGCUCUGUGGUUUAGACCACAGCGCCACCCGUGUCCCGCAAUGCAGAGGUAAGGUCUUCUUAGUGUUGUUCAGAAAAGAAAGUGGCAGCGAAAACGCACUGGCAAACGCGACAUAACAAGUGCUGUAUGCAGCAUCUUAUAUUCUCCCCGCAAGUAAGUAAGAAUGAAUGCUCAAUAAACAGCAGGCAUCAUAUAUGUAACCUCCCUGAGAGAUUAGAUGAGUGCUCAGUAAACAGGUCAUCUGGGAAUACAGCCAGAUCCAUACGGCUGCAAUCCUAUACGCCGGAGGUCACCAAUGGGCACGUUUUUGGGACAAUGGUCGCAUUUGGAAUUUUGAGAAAGUGCCGUGGGCACCAGUCACAAAAUGGCUGCCAUGGUACACAACAUGAUUGCUUCUGGGAUGUGUCACACCACAAAACAGCUGCCCUGGCUAAAAGAGGCAGAAUUUCAGGGACUGGGCAGAGGAGAAGAAGAAGAAGAAGAAGAAGAAGAAGAAGAAGAAGAAGAAGAAGAAGAAGAAGAGUUUGGAUUUGAUAUCCCACUUUAUCACUACCCUAAGGAGUCUCAAAAAAGGGACGCAGGUGGCGCUGUGGGUUAAACCACAGAGCCUAGGGCUUGCCGAUCAGAAGGUUGGCGGUUCGAAUCCCCAGGACGGGGUAAGCUCCCGUUGUUCGGUCCCUGCUCCUGCCAACCUAGCAGUUCAAAAGCACGUCAAAGUGCAAGUAGAUAAAUAGGUACCGCUCUGGCAGGAAGGUAAACGACGUUUCCAUGCGCUGCUCUGGUUCGCCAGAAGCGGCUUAGUCAUGCUGGCCACAUGACCCGGAAGCUGUACACCGGCUUCCUCGGCCAAUAAAGCGAGAUGAGCGCCGCAACCCCAGAGUCGGUCACGACUGGACCUAAUGGUCAGGAGUCCCUUUACCUUUACCUUUAAGGAGUCUCAAAGCAGCUAACUUUUCCCUUCCGCUCCCACAACAAACACUCUGUGAGGUGAGUGGGGCUGAGAGACUUCAGAGAAGUGUGACUAGCCCAAGGUCACCCAGCAGCUGCGUGUGGAGAAGCGGGGAAUCGAACCCGGUUCACCAGAUUACAAGUCCAUCGUUCUUAACCACUACACCACACUGGUGUAGUGUGACCGUCUCCCCAUCCUGACCCUUCCAGCAAGGAGGAAGACAGUAUAAAUUUACAACAGGGGUUUGAGGGAGGUCGCAGCUCAGAGGCAGAUGAGGGGAAAAGCUGGGAAAUCUUGGGAGAGCCGGAAUAACACUUGGCUGACACGUUGUCAUUAGAAAGCAUCCCAGACCCUCCAUCUCCCAGAAGCUGGCGAGCCUUGAAAGUAGGAGAGCAAAGAGCUCAAAGACAGAGAGCACAUAGCAGCACCCGUAGAAGUGAUGAAUGAGGAAGUGGGAGAGACGGGGCGUGGAAAUUCACUCGGGACAACGCCAUUAUUCAAGAGGCUGGGUUCUAUAGCCUCUCUCUGUGAAGAUUGAAAUAAAAAAGGACAGUGGUCCUUUAUACAGUGGUACCUCGGCUUACAGACGCUUCAGGUUAUAGAUGCUUCAGGUUACAGACUCCGCUAACCCAGAAAUAGUAUCUUGGGUUAAGAACUUUGCUUCAGGAUGAGAACAGAAAUCCCGUGGCGGUGACAGCGGGAGGCCCCAUUAUCUAAAGUGGUACCUCAGGUUAAGAACAGUUUCAGGUUAAGAACGGACCUCCAGAAUGAAUUAAGUUCUUAACCUGAGGUACUACUGUACUUUCCUGGGCAUCCAUCUGGGAGCCGCUGACAGCAUCCUGACACCAGAAAAUGUUGUGGGAAAGGCUUUCCCCUUUCCUAUCAGCAGCUGGACAAAUGGGGAAACGGCCCCUGUGCCCGCUCACUCACAGAGAGAGGCUUUUGCCUUCUUUCUGGUUAGAAUCACAGAAUUGUCGAAUUGGAAGGGAGGGGUCCCUGAAGAUCAUCCAGCCCAACCCCCUUGCAAUGCAGGAAUAUGCAGCUCUCCCGUACGGAGGGGGUGGUGGUGUAUGCGGGCAGGUUCAAGGGGGCAAGUUCAAUGUAGGAGAAAAGCUGAGCCAGCGCAGACAGGGACUGAGCAGGAACAGCAAGCCGUGUCCCCUCACACAUUGGAUUUUUGAGGGCAACGUCUUCCAAGGCCUUUCAUGGAUGCCAUAGGAGGGACUGGCAGACCCAAAGGCCCCACAUUGGCCACCCCUGCUCUAUGCACAAUUUUUUCUUCUUUUAGAAGCAGGAAACGGCCACAGCCUGUUUACUCUCCCUGUUUCACUUCCACCCCAUAUUUGCUUCCCCAUUUUUGCCACCCUUCACGUCCAGCCUUUCCCACAUCUCUUUUCUGCCCCUCUUCCCCUGUUUUGCUUAGACUCCUUUCCUUGUUCUCCUCCAUUAGGGGGGCCUUCUACACACAGAGCAACUGCACUGCUACCCUGUUUCAACAAGGAGUCUGGCGAAGGAAAGCACCCUCCUUAUUUCAGUCUUCUCUUUUGGGUAGAGUUCAGGGCAAACCUGUUCCCACCAUUUGUAGCAGAGGCCAGAUUUGCAUGGGGCAGAUUGACUAGGCUUUGUGUCACUCAUGGAUUCACCUCCUGCCCCCUUUUAAUUGUUAUAAAAAGCAUGUCUGUCUGUCUGUUUGUCUGUCUGUCUAUCUACAGUGGUACCUCGGGUUAAGGACUUAAUUUGUUCCAGAGAUCCAUACUUAACCUGAAACUGUUCUUAACCUGAAGCACCACUUUAGCUAAUGGGGCCUCCCGCUGCUGCCGCGCCGCUGCAGCCCGAUUUCUGUUCUCAUCCUGAAGCAAAGUUCUUAACCUGAAGCACUAUUUCUGGGUUAGCGGAGUCUGUAAUCUGAAGCGUAUGUAACCUGAAGCGUAUGUAACCCAUCUAUCUAUCAUCAUCUGUCUAUCUAUCUAUCUAUCUAUCUAUCUAUCUAUCUAUCUAUCAUAGGGCUGCCAUACGUCCAGGCUAGAAAAUGUCCAGGAAAACCCAUGGCAAGCCGUUUCGGAAGUGUUGGGGGUGGGUUUUUUGGCAAAUUUCCUAAAAGAUAGCUGAAAAACUUCUCUCUUUUUUGGGGGGGGGGAGAUUUUGCAAAAAGAAGCUCAACAACUCCCUCCCCCUGCAAAGAAAAAAGCCCAACAACUUUGCCCUCCCCCCAAUAAAAGCUCAACAGCUUUGCCAAGAAAAUCUCAACUUUUUAAAAUGUGGCAACCCUAAUCUACCACACUGGAAAAACAUAAUAAGAAACACUUGGAAAACAUUGUACACUGGUAUCUCUGGUUAAGAACUUAAUUCAUUCUGGAGGUCCAUUCUUAACCUGAAACCGUUCUUAACCUGAGGUACCACUUUAGCUAACGGGGCCUCCUGCUGCCGCCGCUGUGCGAUUUCUGUUCUCAUCCUGAAGCAAAGUUCUUAACCCGAGGUACUACUUCCGGGUUAGCAGAGACUGUAACCUGAAGUUUGUAACCCGAGGUACCACUGUAGUGUCUCUGAAACAUGCAGGGAGGGCUGACAACCCACAAUAAUUCAUAAUCCACUUUGUGUUCUUGAACAGGGAAUAUGAUGCGAGCAGAUCUCACCCCUCUGAGGAAAAACAUAAUAAUGAAAGCCCGAACCCACACCUGUGGGCAGCCUUUAAGAAUAUACUGGAGAUCAGCCUCCAGCAGUACAAAACGUUCUGUUAAAAAAAGGAAAGGGCUGAGGUUAUAUCAGUGAGUCUUUUUCCCGUUAAAGUUAAGUAAUUGCUGACCGAGUCACUGACACUACAGGUCCUCUGAUUUUUCAGAAAGUUAUUCACCUGAGUUCCUCAGCGAGGUGACUUGGCAUGAGGUAAAGAGAGGAGGAUUAGGCCCUUAGUGUACGCAGGGAACAUUUUCAUAUCCACUUAAGUGCACAUGUGCUACAUCAUAUGAUCUCUGUGUAACGUGGAAUGUCAGCAGGAAGAAUGCUGAGACAUCAAAAUGGCAUAUUAUGUUACCCGUUCACACCCCAACGAAUGCUAAGUCAUACUCCUGCCAACCUAGCAGUUUGAAAGCACAUCAAAGUGCAAGUAGAUAAAUAGGUACCUCUCCAGCGGGAAGGUAAACGGCAUUUCCCUGUGCUGCUCUGGUUCGCCAGAAGCGGCUUAGUCAUGCUGGCCACAUGACCCGGAAGCUGUACGCCGGCUCCCUCGGCCAAUAAAGCGAGAUGAGUGCCGCAACCCCAGAGUUGUCCGCGACUGGACCUAACGAUCAGGGGUCCCUUUACCUUUCAGUAAGCAAAAAUGUAUAGAACGAGUACAAAUACCUGCUGGAAAUGUAAAAAAAAGAAGAAGGUAACUUUUGCCACAUGUGGUGAUAGUGUAAGGUAAUAAAAGCUUUCUGGAAGAUGAUAUAUAAUGAAAUGAAAAAAAAAAUGUUUAAAAUAACUUUUGUUAAAAAACCAGAAGCUUUUCUAUUAGGAAUUAUAGGUACAGACGUUCCAAAGGAGCAUAAAAGAUUUUUUAUGUAUGCGACAACAGCUGCACGGGAUGGAAAGAAGCCCAGGGAUGGAAAGAAGAAAGAGUCCCUACCAGAGAGGAAUGGCAAACUAAGCAGAUAGACUACAGUGGUGCCUCGCAAGACGAAAAUAAUCCGUUCCGCCAGUCUCUUCGUCUAGCGGUUUUUCGUCUUGCGAAGCAACCCUGUUAGCGGCUUAGCGGAUUAGUGCUAUUAGCGGUUUAGCUGAUUAGCGCUAUUAAAGGCUUAGCGGCUUAGCGGCUAAAAGGCUAUUAGCGGGUUAGCGGCUUAGAAAAAGGGGGGGGAAAGGCGAAAAAAAAUCGGAACACCCGCAAGACGUUUUCGUCUUGCGAAGCAAGCCCAUAGGGAAAUUCGUCUUGCGAAGCAGCUCAAAAACGGAAAACCCUUUCGUCUAGCGGGUUUUCCGUCUUGCGAGGCAUUCGUCUUGCGGGGCACCACUGUACAUUGAAAUGGCAAAGCUGACUAGAAAGCUGAGGAAUUGAGGGCAAAAAUUUUAAAAAAGAAUGGGGAAAAAUUAUAAUUUACCUAGGAGGCCACUGCAAGCAGAUGGAAACAUUAGCAGGAUUUUAAUCUCACUUGUCAUGCAACAUAUAUUAUGGACAAUAUGGACUGAUAUAAAAUAUAGAUUAUAGAAUAAUAUGCAGUUGUAAAUGUUGACAAUAGGACCCAUGGAGGGGGUGGGGGGGAGUUUUGAGAUUCAGAGUACAGUGGUACCUCGGGUUAAGAACUGAAUUUGUUCUGGAGGUCUGUUCAGAACCUGAAACUGUUCUUAACCUGAGGUACCACUUUAGCUAAUUUAUGGAAGGUACAGCUAUCAAUAUUAGGGACGCGGGUGGCGCUGUGGGUUAAACCACAGAGCCUAGGGCUUGCCGAUCAGAAGGUUGGCGGUUCGAAUCCCCGCAACAGGGUGAGCUCCUGUUGCUCGAUCCCUGCUCCUGCCCAUCUAGCAGUUCGAAAGCACGGCAAAGUGCAAGUAGAUAAAUAGGUACCACUCUGGUGGGAAGGCAAACGGCGUUUCUGUGCGCUGCUCUGGUUCGCCAGAAGCAGUGUAGUCAUGCUGGCCACAUGACCCGGAAGCUGUACGCUGGCUCCCUCGGCCAAUAAAGCGAGAUGAGUGCCGCAACCCCAGAGUCAGUCACGACUGGACCUAACGGUCAGGGGUACCUUUACCUUUACCUUUUACAGCUAUCAAUGGUUACUGACCACAAUGCCUUCAUGGUCAGAGGUAGUAAUGGUUCUAAAUUCCAGUUUCUGGAAGGGAGAGAGCUCUUCUGCUCAGGUUCUGCUUCUGGGUUUCCUACAGGCAUCUGGUUGGUCACUGUGAGAACAGGAUUUUGGACUAGAUGAGCCAUUGGCCUGAUCCAGCAGGCUCUUCUUUAUGUUCUUAAUUUGUCAGUGUUGUAUCAGUACUGAGCCUAAGUUCCAGAGCAUCGGUUAUUAAAGGCCGCCACUGCUGCUUUGGGUUUAAUCAGGGAGUUAUUAUGAGGCAAGGGUUUUUCAAACUGUGCUGGGGAGCCCUGGAUUCUUCAACGGCAGCCUUCCCAAACUUGGUGCUCUCCCUCAAGGUGUUUUGCACUACAACUCCCAUCAGCCCCAACCAGAAUGGCCCCAUGAGCCACAGCUAGGGAUAUCAUAGAAUCAUAGAAUCAUAGAGUUGGAAGAGACCACAAGGGCCAUUGAGUCCAACCCCCUGCCAAGCAGGAAACACCAUCAGAGCACUCCUGACAUAUGGUUGUCAAGCCUCUGCUUAAAGACCUCCAAAGAAGGAGACUCCACCACACUCCUUGGCAGCAAAUUCCACUGUCGAACAGCUCAUACUGUCAGGAAGUUCUUCCUAAUGUUUAGGUGGAAUCUUCUUUCUUGUAGUUUGGAUCCAUUGCUCCGUGUCCGCUUCUCUGGAGCAGCAGAAAACAACCUUUCUCCCUCCUCUAUGUGACAUCCUUUUAUAUAUUUGAACAUGGCUAUCAUAUCACCCCUUAACCUCCUCUUCUCCAGGCUAAACAUGCCCAGCUCCCUUAGCCGUUCCUCAUAAGGCAUCGUUUCCAGGCCUUUGACCAUUUUGGUCAAAGGUCCUCUGGACACGUUCCAGUUUGUCAGUGUCCUUCUUGAACUGUGGUGCCCAGAACUGGACACAGUACUCCAGGUGAGGUCUGACCAGAGCAGAAUACAGUGGCACUAUUACUUCCCUUGAUCUAGAUGCUAUACUCCUAUUGAUGCAGCCCAGAAUUGCAUUGGCUUUUUUAGCUGCCGCGGUUUCCGUUCCAUCCUGGAUGGGUCACAAUCAGCUCUGUUUUCGUUCUGCUGCAGUUCGGCUUCUGUGAAAUACAUCAUCCGUGUCCCUGUCCACUAUAGCUGAAACCUACUUAAUAAAUUUUAUUUCAGUUGAAGGGAAACAUAAUAAAGAAUGCAGGAAAAAACACAAUAAUUUACAUUAGCAGACUAACGAAAGGAUAGCAAAUACUGCUCUAGUUAUCUCCCGCUUGGACUACUGCAACACGCUCUAGUGGGGCUACCUUUGAAGGUGACCCGGAAACUGCAAUUAAUCCAGAAUGCAGCAGCUAGACUGGUGACUGGGAGUGGCCGCUGGGACCACAUAACACUGGUCCUGAGAGAUCUGCAUUGGCUCCCAGUACGUUUCCGAGCACAAUUCAAAGUGUUGGUGCUGACCUUUCAAGCCCUAAACGGACUCGGUCCUGUAUGCCUGAGGGAGCGUCUCCACCCCCAUCAUUCAGCCCGGACACUGAGGUCCAGCGCUGAGGGCCUUCUGGCGGUUCCUUCAUUGCGAGAAGUGAGGUUACAGGGAACCAGACAGAGGGCCUUCUCAGUAGUGGCACCCACCCUGUGGAACACCCUCCCUUCAGAUGUGAAGGAAAUAAGCAGCUAUCCUAUCUUUAAAAGACAUCUGAAGACAGCCCUGUUCAGGGCAGUUUUUAAUAUUUAACGCUGUACUGUUUUUAACACUUGAUUGGAAGCUGCCCAGAGUGGCUGGGGAAACUCAGCUAGAUGGGCGGGGUAUAAAUAAUAAAUUUUAAUUAUUAUUAUAUUAUUAUUGUUCAAGAUCGCUUGUGUGAUUUCUGUUCCCGACCUCGGACGGACGUGCGAAUUGCGGGAAAUACUGCUCCCAUCCCCGAUAGAAUUAUGCAACACCUUUACCCACAGCCCCACAGCUUUUGCAAGAGAAUUUCCCCAGGCAAAGUAAUUUUCAUUCCCCUUGCAAAACCUGUACUGCUUGUCACUAUUCUAUUUUUUAAAUAAAUAAAUAAAUAAAUAAAUAAACAACCCCACAUCCUGUAUGAGAAGUUCGAAUGUCGGUGAACAUUCCGUGACCUCAGAGCAGUUUGGCCAAUAGGGAAAUGGGUCUUGAAGACAGGAAGGCACAGGCAACCUUUUAUAGCCUAAUUACAUGUGAGAGGCAUUAAAGGAGACAAAACAGUUGGGCACUGAGGAGAAAGGAGGAGAAGAAGGGAAAAGAAAAGACAAUGCCAUAAAUGCCCUUCCAGUGCUAUGUCACAUGCCAGGCAAUCAAGUUUUAAUUGCUGGGGAACUUUGUCCCUCCCUUGCCUGGGGAUUGGAGCAACACAAGUGCAGUGUAACUCAGUCUGUUGCAUCCUCCUGUGCUGGCCUGACUAGUGCAAGAGAACAGCGAUUGCCUCACGUCGCACUCCUUCGUUUGAAGCCAGCCUCCUCCUGUGUUUCUGUUUCGGCUGUUGCCGGAGUGUCUUUUGCGCCAGUUGUUUAACCACAAGGACUUUGCGGCAGCCCCAGGGUGACCAGGGAGCCGGCUGGGCUGGGGACUGACUCCCCAAUGCUUGUCCUUGCCUCUCUCUGGGGCCAUGCAGUGUUUCCGAAGGCAGCCCAAGCUCAGCAAAUCCCAGGAAAACCUCUUGCUGGAAGAGAGCAGGAAAGUGGCAGCUCUGAAUGGGAAGAGACUGGGUAAGGGGCUGGUGUCUCAGCCAAAUAAAUGCCUCCUUAGGCUCCUGGCAGCUCUCUGACAGCAGUGGCGGAUGUUUGAAUCUCUGCCGCACCUUUAAAGUAAACCAAAGUUGUUUCUGUGCCUUUUUAAACGUGUGUGUUUAUAUAUAUAUCCAGUUCAGCACUUAUUGAAGAUCUACCCUUUCCAAGUAUUAUUUUUAUCAAAAAGUGGAGAUCUUCUUUAUCUCAAUCUGUAGCUCGAUUGGAUUUAAAAAACGGGUUUUUUAAAAUCGUAGAUACAUGCGUUUUAAAAACAGUCCAUCACUUUGAGAUGUGUUCAUAGGAAGUGAUUUAUAAUCUACGUGUCUAUGCAAUUUCUCCGCUUCAAUCUACUUGAUGCAGUGGAGGUUUUUGUUAUGUUUUGGGCCAAAUAAUGCUUGGAGAAACGUUAUUUUGAGAAUAACAUUUUGAGAAACUGCUUGGAUCCUUUUGUUAUUGUUUUUAAGGAAAUGCUCCCCCCAACGAGUUUCCCGCGGUCUGCCUGUGGUAGUUUAUUGAUUGCAAUGUUGUUGUUGUUGUGUUGGUGGUUGUUAUCACGACUACUGCAAAACUCAGCGUCUCAUCUACUGCUCUGAAAUACUGUAAACUGAAAAAGAAAGAAACAGGAACUUUGUUUCCUUCUCUCCCGUGUUGUUGUGGCUUCAGUAAAUGGCUCUUGCAAGGGGCUGUAACACUAAGGCUCCAGACUUAGCCAUAUACUGUAUUAAAAGAAUUGUGGCUCUUAGAAUGAUAAGAGCUCAAAGGAGCCCUCCAAAGGUCAUCUGGCCCAACCCCAUUGAUGGGUAGCCGUUCAGUUGUUGCUGCUGCUGCUGCUGGUUUAUACAGAAUUAUCAAUGCGCACGAUGCUUCAUAAGGAACUAAAUACAUGAAUAAGUUGACGCAAGCAGGCCAGUGCCCCAAGAAGCUUGCAGUCUAUGUUUUGAUGGUAAGGAAAACGGCACAGAGAUGGUUUCUAGAAAGUCCAGGGAUGAGCUCAGAUUGUGCCUCUUCCAUGGAACAGUUGGGGUGUCAUUUCCAGGAAUAAGCAGCACUCAGAUUUUAUAGGGGGCAAGAAGUGGUCUGUUCCCUAUGGUUACUGUAUUUAAGGGACUCUGGUGUGUGUGAAUAUGUGGGUGGGUUCCAAGGAAGGCUCCUUUAUAUAUUCCCCCCACCUCUGGCAAAAAUAAUUUGGGAAGGAUGAAAUGGGGAGGAAGAGGACCGCGUAUGCCACCUUGAGCUCCUUGAAGGAAAAGGUGGAAUUGAAAUGCAAUAAAUAAAAUUUAUAAAGGAAAAAUAAACCUAGGUCUAGUUCUCAAUGCAGAAGUAUAACCACCUGUAUCACUGGGAUAUACUAUACUAUAGAUGGUGACUCAAAUACCUGAAUGUUCUCUCCCUCUUUGCUUUGGGCUAUGAAACGAAAGAUUGGCCUCUAGGGCUCAUUCUUGGGUCUUCUCGGCUGGAUCCUAGUUUUCUAAGGUGGAGAAAAUCUUGAAGCAAACCUGAUCAAACCCAGGCUAGUGCCUUCUUCUGUGGCAGUGAUGCUGGUGAAAAAAAGAGAGAUUUCUCCCCUGAUAACUGCUUCCACUCAGUUCUACCCGGGAAACAUUUUUGGCAGAGUGAAAAGUCUCUUGUUGUUUUUUUUUGGAGCCUUGGGUUAUAACUUUUGGAAGGCCACCGUGGCAGAUAAAAUCACUUGCACCCAUUUAAACUUGAACUCCUGAAAAAAUGCAGUUCAGCGGCAGGCUGUUCCUGCAAUAACUUAUUUGUCAUAAUUGCUCAGAUGAGCUAUGACCCUUCCUCGCUUGACCCUUGCUCCUGGCAGCUUCUAUAAAUCUGCCUGUCUGGUUGCAAGAAUGGGCUAAUGCCUCUUUAAGAGUGAAGGGGUGGUCCCCCAUUUGAAGGAAGUGGUGGAGAGUCCACUCCUGAAGUGCUCUCAAGUGUGUGGUGAUAGUUCACCUCCGCACAUCCCUGGCUGACUUCUGUGAUGUAGACGCUUUUGGUCCAUUUUGGGAACUAAAACUACCUUGGUUGCUCUGGCUGAGGACUUUUUUUCUGGGAGAGAGACAGGAGGAGUGUGACUCUGUUUUGUUUUGUUUCUAAGAUAAAUUUAAAAGGUUUACUUACAUUUCAAUGCAGGCAGCAAAUUCAUCAAAGUCAUAUGCAGGCAAAAAUACUUCUAUGUUACAAAAUACAAAAUCACCGUAUUUUUCGCUCUAUAAGACGCACCAGACCACAAGACGCACCUAGUUUUUGGAGGAGGAAAACAAGAAAAAAAAUAUUCUGAAUCCCAGAAGCCAGAACAGCAAGAGGGAUCGCUGCGCAGCGAAAGCAGCAAUCCCUCUUGCUUUUCUGGCUUCUGGGAUAGCUGCAUAGCCUGCAUUUGCUCCAUAAGACGCACACACAUUUCCCCUUACUUUUUAGGAAGGAAAAAGUGAGUCUUAUAGAGCAAAAAAUAUGGUAGUUUCCAAAAUGGAGUCUGGGUUCUGAGCUGAGCCCAGGCAUGGACAUCUGCUCACAUUGCUGGCUUGAAAGAAGAGAGCCAGUGUGACUCUGCUGAUUUUGGUAAACCUCUUGUCUAGGGAUGGGAUUUAUUGAACAUCUGAAUGUUGAGCUUAUUUGCACAGAUUUCCCUCCCUAAUUCCGUGCCUUGCUCCUUAGUCUCAAAGUGAGAAUCAAGGUUUCCCCCUGCCCCAACUCUCCGGUUCUACUGAAAAUGCAAAAAAAUAAUAAUAAUCUAGCAAAUUAUAUGCAUUAUUUCAGGAAUAGGCAAACUCAGCCCUCCAGAUGUUUUGGGACUACAAUUCCCAUCAUCCCUGACCACUGGUCCUGUUAGCUAGGGAUCAUGGGAGUUUUAGUCCCAAAACAUCUGGAGGGCCGAGUUUGCCGAUGCCUGCAUUAUUUUAUGUAUAUACUUUGCCCUGUGCGUCCCAGGUUUCCUAAAGUAACCAUCACAUAACUAGAUAUAGUCAUCGAUAAAUAUAUUAAAAAACAUAUGCAUUAUUUAUAAAUUUAUGCUGUGGAAGUAUGUUACAGCAUGGGACUUGAUUUCUUUUGCAUAUUAUUAUUAGCUGAACUUAUAUGCAUGAAUGACUCAGACAUCAGACAAUAUAAGAGACGUCAGAUACAAGCAAAGCUCAAUUGGGUUGGAACCGCCACCAAAUUCUGUGUAUAAAUCCAUUUAAAAUAGAUCCCUCUUCCAUUCUAAUGACUUAACUGUUGUUGCUGCUAUUGAUAACGGUGUUGUCCUGAAUUUCCCUUUGAGAUUAGAUAUAAGAGACCCUUCUCCAUGUUUCAUCUUCUGGAGAAGUGGGAGCUGCCUUGGUAGUGGCGCCGUGAGAAAUGCUCUCUGAAAGCAGUUAGGUCUGGUUCUGACACUGUAUUCCUCACCCGUAUAUUCCUCUUUUUGCCCAGACAUUUUAUAUUGGGGUGGAAAGAAGGUAGAUCUCUGGGUGAUUUGCAGUGUGGUGUAGUGGUUAAGAGCGGUGGACUCGUAAUCUGGUGCACCGGGUUCGAUUCCCUGCUCCACAUGCAGCUGCUGGGUGACCUUGGGCUAGUCACACUUCUCUGAAGUCUCUCAGCCCCACUCACCUCACAGAGUGUUUGUUGUAGGGGAGGAAGGGAAAGGAGAAUGUUAGCUGCUUUGAGACUCCUUUGGGUAGUGAUAAAGCGGGAUAUCAAAUCCAAACUCCUCCUCCUCCUCCUCCUCCUCCUCUUCUUCUUCUUCAGGAAUCAGCAAUGAUUUCUGGGGUGCUUACAGAUGGUUGUUCUUUGGUAGGAGGAAAUCAUUUGCAACAAACCCAUUUCCCAUCCCCAAAUCAGGACUUCCUGUGGUAAGGAAAGCUAUGGGAAAGUCCACUCGAAAAAGUGGGAUAACGCUUCCUUGCCACAUCUAUUGUAUAACCUCCCUGCAAACAAACCAGGAUGAAUGCUCAGUAAUAGGUGAUGUCAUCUGACUUCCCCAUAAGCUUUGUGCAAGCAGAGGAGGAUGAAUACUAGGCAGACAGGCCACCUGGAAGCAACCUGAUACCCAAUUGUUUAACAAUUGAAGCAACAAUAUGACUCCUCUCGCCCUAAAUUAUAUUGCUGAAAUAAAUAGUGCUGGCAGGGGAACCAGGAAUGGGGUUCUCUGUAUGAGCGCCAUUCCUUUCUGUUGAUCGGAACAAACGCCUGGUUGUUUGCAAUAGGCAAUGGAUGGGGAAUCUAGCAAAAACUCCACCAUCGUUGCAGGAGAUCCCAUAAGCCUGAAGUGUUCCCAGCUCUGUUUUAGAUAAUAAUAAUAAUAAUAAUAAUAAUAAUAAUAAUAAUAAUUUAUUAUUUAUACCCCGCCCAUCUGGCUGGGCUUCCCCGGCCACUCUGGGCGGCUUCCAAAAGAAUAUUAAAAUACUAUAAUACAUCAAACAUUAAAAGCUUCCCGAAACAGGGCUGCCUUCAGAUGUCUUCUAAAAGCCUGGUAGUUGUUGUUCUCUUUGACAUCUGGUGGGAGGGUGUUCCACAGGGAAGGCGCCACUACCGAGAAGGCCCUCUGCCUGGUUCACUGUAACUUGGCUUCUCGCAGUGAGGGAACCGCCAGAAGGCCCUUGGUGCUGGACCUCAGUGUCCGGGUAGAACGAUGGGGGUGGAGACGCUCCUUCAGAUAUACUGGACCAAGUAUGAUGUUUUGAGCUGGAUGUAUGGCUUCACCAGACCUUCCAAGUAUCCCUAUUUUCCAGGGACUGUCCCUGAUUUACAGAAGCCGUCCCGGUUUAUGAUCUGAUCCCAGAAUGUCCUGCUUUUACUUAGGAAGUCCCUGUUUUCACAGGAGAAAUGUUGGAGGGCAUGGAGUUAUGUGACCGCCGAGCCGUUUGCAGGCAAUCCUGAAUAGGGAAGGUUCUUUUAAUGUUCAAUAAUAUGUUUUUAUAUAUGUUGGAAGCUGCCCAGCAUGGCUUGGACAGCUCAGUCAGAUGGGUGGGAUAUUAUUAUUAUUAUUAUUUGAAUAGGCUGUCCCUAUUUUCAUCAGAGCAAUGUUGGGAGGGCAUGGUUUCAUUCCUCUACGCUUUGCUUAUUUAUUUAUGAAGGAUAUUUACAGCAGAAUCGAGCCAAAGUUUACGUUACUGAUUAAUCAAAGAGCCAAGGAUCUUGUCAACUGUCUCAAAGGCAUGGAUUGUUUAGGAACAACAAGUUCAAUGAUAAUAAAUUAUUAUUAUUAUUAUUAUUAUUAUUAUUAUGCCCAACCUUAUGCUGCUUCCAACCUGCAGCAAUAGCAUUUCUUUAUGCUCUUUUAUCUUUGCUUUAUUUUGUUUAAUAAAAUAAAAAUAAAAAUGGGUUAUUAGCAGCAGGGGCCCAUUAAUAACAAGACACCUAUCACCAAUGGUUGAUAGAGUUUGGGGCAGUUCCUACAUAGUUCAUAGUAGCAUCUCAUCAGUGCUGUUUGUUAUAUUCUUUGUUUAUGUUAUUUUAAUGACAAUAUAUUAUUGUUAUUAAAAUAUAUGACCUAUCCUUCACCCUAAGGUCUCAGUGUGGGUUGCAACAAUAACCAUUAAUAUUAAAGCACAAUAUUAAAACAAAUUUGAACAACUUGUAAUUUUAAAUUUCUUUGUAUCCUUUUUGAAUGGAGGGUGGUCAGCGCAUUUAAAAAAACGAAUAAAUGGCUGGCUGAUCCAGUGUUUCUGCUCCUGUUUGACGGCUCAGUUGCAGAAGGAGCGCUGGGGAAUUUAUUCCUCUCAGGAUGACAGGAUCUGUCCUCUUCUCUAAGCUACUUAACACCUGCAAGCAGUGGCGUAGCCUGGGGGGUGCAGGGGGGGCCGGCCGCACCGGGCGCAACAUCUGGGGGGGGCGCGCUCGCACUCGCAGCUCUCUGCCCCUACCUGGCUCACUCACUCUCUCUCACUGCAGUGCUGGCUGUGCGAAUCCGAUCUGAGCCGCUGGGUCGCCGCCCACUGUGGAGGGGGUGGGUGCCAGGCGUGCGGUGCGGAGAGAGAGCGAGGGGCUAUCUGGAGGAGGGACAGUGCAGCGGCCGCCCAGCGCAGCGCUGAGCGCGGGAGAGAACCACACCAGACCAGCCCAGGCAGCAGCAAGAAGAAGCUGGCAGCGGCGGCAGGUUAGGGGUUAGGGGGCGCAAAUUACUUGCCUUGCCCCGGGUGCUGACAACCCACGCUAUGCCGCUGCCUGCAAGUUUGGGCUGCUUUGUCAUCGCUAUGCAGAUGACACCCAGCUCUACCUGUCUUUUUCAUCUAGCCCAGGUGAGGUAGUGGGUGUUCUGAACAGGUAUCUUGGCUGAGUCAUUCAGAUGGCUGAUUUCACCACCUGCAGCCUAAGGGAUGCAGCCUCUUCCUAAAGUUUGGUUUUGAGCUUCCGUAAAGCAAAAGGUUUGUGUAUUCUGCCAUUUUGACUGUAGAAAGACCAGCACGCAGAGAACGGAGAUUGUCACACAUGCUAAUAGCAGUCUGGCCAGUGUAUCUGAAGGAGCGUCUCCAUCCUCAUUGUCCAGCCCGGACACUGAGGUCCAGCUCCGAGAGCCUUCUGGUGGUUCCCUCCCUGCGAGAAGUGAGGUUACAGGGAACCAGGCAGAGGGCCUUCUCGGUGGUGGCACCCACUCUGUGGAACGCCCUCCCAUCAGAUGUCAAGGAAAUAAACAACUAUCUGACUUUUAGAAGACAUCUGAAGGCAGCCCUGUACAGUGGUACCCUGGGUUACAUGCGCUUCAGGUUACAGACUGCGCUAACCCAGAAAUAGUACCUCGGGUUAAAAACUUUGCUUCAGGAUGAGAACAGAAAUCGGGCUCUGGCAGCGCGACAGCAGCAGGAGGCCCCAUUAGUUAAAGUUGUACUUCAGGUUAAGAACAGUUUCAGGUUAAGAACAGACCUCCAGAAUGAAUUUACUUAACUCGAGGUACCACUGUAUAGGGAAGUUUUUAAUGACUGAUGUUUUAAUAUAUUUUUACUCUUUUGUUGGAAGCUGCCUAGGGUGGCCUGGGAAACCCAGCCAGAUGGGUGGGGUAUAAAUAAAUUAUUAUUAUUAUUAUUAUUAUUAUUAUUAUUAUGGCAAUAGUGACGCAGCAGCUUGUGAGUUGCAUGGCGCAGGGACUGUUCAUACAGUGAACACCUGCUUUCCCCCCUCCAUUGAUUAUUAUUAUUAUUUUGUGGUCUUGAUUGCUGUGAUCUUCUCACUCAGCCAUUUCUCUUUCUCUUUUGCCUUUCCCCUCUUAGAGCAGGGAGCUGGAAGGAUAUUUGUGGUGCUGUUCCAAAACUGCCUGGAGAACACAUUUUCCCCAGUCCUUUCCUGCUGGGGACCAAGAGCACUUCAUUGGCUCUGGUCUGGACUUCUCCCUGACAUGUUACUUAUCUGUCUGCAGGGAUUCCCAGCAGCCCUUAUGGUUAAUCACCCGGGCUAGGUUUGCACGGUCAGACAAACCAUAGUUAGGGUCAACAAACCGUGGUUUGCAUUCUGUGCAAACUGGGUCAAUUUCUUUGCUUCACGAGGCUCUCUCUGUUUAAACUGGCCGCGGGGUGAAGUUAUUUGAAAAGUCGCCAUACGGAAGAGAGAGCAGGAGCUACUGCGUUGUAGUUUAUAGGAAGCAGAUGAGCAGAGAUGGAAUGGAAAGCAGAACUUGGGGUUAGCCUACGUGCAUAGCUAGACAAAAACUGAAAGUCCAGUUCACCGAUUUAGUUUUGACCCGGGAUCCAGCGACUUCAUUUAUAGGAAGGACAAUUUGCGUGCAAAUAAGGGCACUUUCAGGUGGGUGAGUGUUGUGGGAUCAUUGCUUCUCACGCACGCACGUAACAUCACUGGCGUCCAACUGCUUGCCUGUGUUACUUUUCCUGUUUAGUGGGAGUUGUUGUCUGAAACAUCUGGAGGGCACCAGGUUGACAAAGGCUGGAUUCACAGAAGAGAAUUCCAUCAGGGUCUACUAGCAAUGAUGGCUCAGUAGAACGUCUAUGUUGAGAGGCAGUCUGGCCCCGAGUGCCGGUGUCACGGUCCGGGUUACAGGCAGUCAGAGUCCUGGCUUGGUACAGUGGUACCUCGGGUUAAGAACUUAAUUCGUUCUGGAGGUCAGUUCUUAACCUGAAACUGUUCUUAACCUGAGGUACCACUUUAGCUAAUGGGGCCUCCCGCUGCCGCCAUGCGAUUUCUGUUCUCAUCCUGAAGCAAAGUUCUUAACCCGAGGUACUAUUUCUGGGAUAGCGGAGUCUGUAACAUGAAGCGUCUGUAACCCGAGGUACCACUGUACGUCGGGACCGGGGUAGAGGUCAGGAAACAGGAAUCAGCAGUCCAGGGGUCAGGAAGCCAAGAGUCCACGAAUCAGGAAACCAGGAGUCAGGAAGCCAAGGGUCCGAGGGUCAGGAUACCAGGAGUCAUGAAGACAAAGCACAGCUAGGUGGGUAGUGUGUUGCUGUGGCAAAUACCCAGAGGAAAUGCUGGUCUUAUAUACCCCUCCUGGCCCUUGCCACCAGGUGCUACCAGUCUUCUGUCAAGCUUCACCUGUGUGGGCCUUGCCCUUCCGGGCCAAACUCAGGAAGGCCCCAGUCCUGCGAGGCCCUACCGGUCACAGGGCCUGGCUCCUGCACGCACUCCUGACAGCGGUUGCUGGGAAUUGAUGCCAAUCGAUGGGAAUCGCAAGUGGGGAGUGGGCUGCUUCACUCAGCUCCUCUAGCUGGGCUUCUCAUAAUGGGCACCUGGUUGAACACUGAGGGGAAUAGGGCGCUAGACUAGGUGGGCUUUGACCAGUCCCUGAAAGUUCCUUGCACGGACCAAUCCCUCUUUCCAGAGUCCUUUGGGAAUUUCAGCUUUGCGAGGAGAAUAGGGGUCUCGUAACGACUCUGGGCAGGUUCCCAGGAUCCUUUGUGGGGAGACACGAUGGUUCAAAGCGGUACAUGCUGUUUCCAAAGUAAGGUGCAAAUGUGGCCAUAGUCGCGCUGGUUUCUGCCGUGCCUGUUUUGCUCAUCUUGCAUCACAGAAGAUGUACCGGCUGUAAUUAUAGCUCUUCACGUGCCCUGAGUGACACAUGCAGGCACUGCUGUCUUAGCAGCAGCUUAACUCUGAGAAAGCGCCAUUUAAAUUGCAAUAAGAGGAGGUUGGGCGCAGAGGCAAAUUCCUGUUGCGUUUGGCAGAUGGUCUGAAUUCCUUCUGUGUGCAUUACAGGAAUGAUGUACCUGCUCCUUCUCUGUGUCACAGUGAUGCGAAACCACAUCACCAUACUGUGUGACGAGAAGGGGUUUAGUAAUGGAUGCACCACAUGACAGGGCAUUCCACUUCAUCAGGUACAGGUGUGGGGAUCUCAUGGCUCCCCAGGUGUGGUUGGACUCCAGUUCCCAUCAGCCCCAAUGGCCAGGGAUGAUGGGAGUUGUAGUCCAACAACAUCUGGAGCAACACUGAUUUAUUUAGUCUGGCAGUUAUAUCCAACCCCAAAAUUGUUGAGUUUUUUAAAGGAAACCCUCCAAAUUGUUGAGCUUCUUUAAGGAAAACCCAAAAGUUGUUGAGCUCCCCCCCAACACCAUUAAUAUUAUUAUUAUUAUUUUAUUUUAUUUCGACACUCCAGCCACUACAUCUCACUGGCUGGUUCUCCUCUCUUCUCCCUUAUAGAUUCCAAGCUGGUUUCUUCUACCUGAUCUUGGAGAGUAAAUUGGAAUGUUAUCAGCACAGGUCAAAGAGUCACUCAUUAAAAAAAAGCACAAAUUGGGAGGGUGUCUGUUUCUUUGGCAGGCAUAUCUAGCACUCAGUCCCAUUUAAUUAUUCAAAACAAUAGUCACUUGACAUGUGGAAUCUGAGAGUCAGUCAUCGGUGGGGGUGAAUGCAAGGAAUAAGCCAUCAAGUAUGGUAUAAAACCGGGGUCAGCAAACUUUUUCAGCAGGGGGCCGGUCCACUGUUCCUCAGACCUUGUGGGGGGGCAGACUAUAUUUUUUUGGGGGGGAAUGAACGAAUUCCUAUGCCCCACAAAUAACCCAGAGGUACAUUUUAAAUAAAAGGACACAUUCUACUCAUGUAGAAACACGCUGAUUCCCGGACCGUCUGCAGGCCGGAUUUAGAAGGCGAUUGAGCCAGGUCCGGCCCCCGGGCCUUCGUUUGCCUACCCAUGGUAUAAAACAGGGGUAGGCAACCUAAGGCCCGUGGGCCAGAUACGGCCUAAUCACCUUCUCAAUCCGGCCUGCAGACGGUCCGGGAAUCAGCGUGUUUUUAAAUGAGUAGAAUGUGUCCUUUUAUUUAAACUGCAUCUAUGGAUUAUUUGUGGGGCAUAGGAAUUCGUUCAUUCCCCCCCCCAAAAAAAAAUAGUCCGGCCCACCACAUGGUCUAAGGGACAGUGGACCCACAGCUGGAAAAGGUUGCUGACCCCUGGUAUAAAAUCUCUGGGUGGGGAGUGAGGGAGACCUCCCAUCCAUCAUCAACCAAGAAAACUCAGUAGAGCAUGAGAUUCCUAACUCUGGUUCAAGGUUGGACAAAAGUUUCCUGCGUUGCAGGGGGUUGGACUAGAUGACCCUGGUGGUGCCUUCCAGCUCUUAUGAUUUUGUGAUCUCUAAAUGGCACCCUGGAAUAGCCUUUUUGCUUUAGGCCAAAUAUGGUAGUCAACACCCCGGAAUUGCUACCACUGUUCUAAUUGUCCACUAGCCGUGGCUGCUAGUCAUGAGGAUAGCUUUGUAAUGAUUCCAGAUGUUCUACCCCUGGACACUUGUCAUGGGAUUCCCAUCAGUGCCUGGGCACCGUGAGAUUCAGGAUGCUGGGUGAGAUGGGCCUUGGGUCAGAUCCACCAGAAUGCCUGCUUAGGUUCUUACGGGUGCCUCAAGGACAGCUAAAGGCCAGUAGCAUCAGGGAUUAUGUGCAUGUUGUUGUUGUUUAGUCAUUUAGUCGCGUCCAACUCUUCGUGACCUCAUGGACCAGAGCAUGCCAGGCACUCCUGUCUUCCACUGCCUCCCGCAGUUUGGUCAAACUCCCCCUGGUAGCUUCGAGAACUCUGUCCAACCAUCUUGUCCUUUGUCAUCCCCUUCUCCUUGUGCCCUCCAUCUUUCCCAACAUCAGGAUCUUUUCCAGGGAGUCUUCUCAGGGAUUAUGUGCAUACAAUGGUCCAAAAGAGUCUUGUGCACAACGAGAACAUUGGAUGCUACCUUUUACCAAGCGCCAUCUAGCUCCUUGUUGUCUACAUCAACUGGCGAUGGCUCUGUAGGGUUUCAGACAGGGGGCACUCCGACCCCUACCUGGAGAUGCUGGGGAUUGAACCCAGGACCUCCUGAGUGCAACGCAGGUUCUGUACCACUGAGCUAUGGCCCUUCCCACUAAUUAUCCUACCUUUCUGGUGCCCCCUAGGUCUGCAAGAUGACAAGGACCUCAAGUUUCUCCUGCGUGGAGGCCACCUGCUGAAGGUCAAGUCCAACUCCUGGAGGAGAGAGAGGUUCUACAAACUCCAGGAAGACUGCAAGACCAUCUGGCAGGAGUCCAAGAAGAUGCUGAGGUCUCCUGAAUCGCAGCUCUGUAAGUCUGCGUCCAUCUUUAAUGCAGUACGUUCCGCCUAUGAACAAAACAUAGUUAGGGGCUGGUUCCUGGAUGGGUGGGGCAAGAAGAACUCAGGUAAGCCCCCUCCUCUGUCAGUAGAUCCCUUUGGACUGCACUGUUACAUCACCCCAAGCAGCAGUGUUUGGCUGUGAGUCCAGCUACCAUUUUAAUUUCCCACAAUGCCAGGCGGGCAGCUGACUACGCCAUACAUACACCAAAAAAGAGAGGAUGAAAUCGGGCACAGAUGUGCCUCUAAUUUGCACUUGCUAGUUUAGAUGUGCAGCUGCUGCCUUGCAGGAUAUCUUCGGUAGAAGAAAAAGCUAAAGCGUAAACCCUGCACAAAUCCAGAGUGGAGUCCCUAAGAUGGUUGGAUGGUGCCUUGUACACCUCCUUCUGGCAACCCCUGCAGCCAAGCUGGUGCCAAACAUAUUACUCUGCUUUCCUUUGAACCACACCAGCCACACCAAGAGGGGGAUCUUGUUAUCUGGGCAGCCCAGGACCUCCAUACACACUGCCCAGACUUCUGCCCUGGGGAGGUCACUUCGGUACUGCAAACACAGUGGUUUUGCUUCACCCCCAGAGGCGCACUCCAUUGUCUCUCAAGACAUAUGGAUGCCCACAUAUGGAUAAUAUAUCCUCUUUACUGUGCAUUUAGGGACGCAGGUGGCGCUGUGGGUUAAACCACAGAGCCUAGGGCUUGCCGAUCGGAAGGUCUGUGGUUCGAAUCCCCGCGACGGGGUGAGCUCCCGUUGCUCGGUCCCUGCUCCUGCCAACCUAGCAGUUUGGAAGCACGUCAAAGUGCAAGUAGAUAAAUAGGUACCGCUCUGGCAGGAAGGUAAACGGCGUUUCCGUGCGCUGCUCUGGUUCUCCAGAAGCGGCUUAGUCCUGCUGGCCACAUGACCCAGAAGCUGAACUCUGGCUCCCUCAGCCAUUAAAGCGAGAUGAGUGCCGCAACCCCAGAGUCGGCCGCGACUGGACCUAAUGGUCAGGGGUCCCUUUACCUUUACUUUACUGUGCAUUUACUGUAUGAUUUUGGCUCUUGAUGGAGCAGUUAUUUGUAAUCCCUCUUUCGGGGUGGUCACGCUGCUUGGUUUCCAACCAGUGCACAUCCUAUAGCUUCCUGCUGAAAUCCUGCAGUUUUCGGGAUGUGGGGGUUUGCUGUUUUUGUUGCACUGCAGUGCAAGACUUGGGGUGCGGGUGGCGCUGUGGUCUAAACCACUGAGCCUCUUGGGCUUGCUGAUCAGAAGGUUGGCAGUUCGAAUCCCCAUGACGAGGUGAGCUCCUGUUGCUCUGUCCCAGCUCCUGCCAACCUAGCAGUUCGAAAGCACACCAGUUCAAGUAGAUAAAUAGGUACCACUGAAGCGGGAAGGUAAACAGCAUUUCUGUGAGCUCUGGUUUCUGUCACGGUGUUCUGUUGUGCCGGAAGCGGUUUAGUCAUGCUGGCUACCCAGAAAGCUGUCUGUGGAGAAACGCCAGCUCCCUCAGCCUGAAAGCAAGAUGAGUGCCGCAACCCCAUAGUCGCCUUUGACUGGAUUUAACCGUCCAGGGGUCCUUGACCUUGACCUAACCUAGUGCAAGAGUGCCCUGUUAUGGCAACGAUGCCGUAACAUUUGGGAAGCAUCGCCAAACAACUAAUAAAGCAGGUAAAUGUGGGGACAGUCCAGUAUAAACCCAUCAUGAAUGCGCAAGUACAGUGGUACCUCGGGUUAAGUACUUAAUUCGUUCCAGAGGUCCGUACUUAACCUGAAACUGUUCUUAACCUGAAGCACCACUUUAGCUAAUGGGGCCUCCUGCUGCUACUGCGCCGCCGGAGCACGAUUUCAGUUCUCAUCCUGAAGCAAAGUUCUUAACCUGAAGCACUGUUUCUGGGUUAGCGGAGUCUGUAACCUGAACCAUACGUAACCCGAGGUACCACUGUAUUUCAUCAGUGACACAAUGCCCAAUACACCUGCAAAAUGACACCUGUCUGGAGCAGCCCUGAGCCCACGACGAACUGCCACACAGAAGUGCCCUGCAUCUUAAGAAAUAUCAGCAGAGUCUUGGCUACCUUUCCAGUUAACACCCAGUUCCCUCUGCUCGUUUAGUGCCCAGCCUUGAAGCGAAAACAAAGUCCUAGAUAACAUCUAGCUGCUAAAAGCAAAUAAGGGUGUGUGUGUGUAUGUGUGGGACUUUGGAAAGGAAACCAACCUUAAUAUAUCUUCUGUUGCAAGAAACAGGAAUCCGACACAUACAGUACAUGAAAGGCUUUCUUGAGUCCGACCUAAACUGGAUUUUCAAGUAUUCUGUGGAAUUGCUUGUGCUUGGAAUUGUUUCUGCUUGUUUGCUAUUUCGAAGUCCUGGCCAAAGUUAGGUGCACCAAGGCAGGGGAGGGCUUCCUGAGAAGCAAAUUCCCACAUAAUGUUACAGUGCAAAUGCAGGUUUCUUAGUCUAAAAAUAAAUCGUGAUUCACAGUCAAAGUGUAAGGAUUCCAGCUCUCCUUUACUUCAAAAGAAAGUUUUUUUUUCUCCCUCUUCAAAAUAGUUCUGUAUUUCAAGUUGCUAGUUCCCACUGCUCCCUGGGAAAGAUCACAUAGGAAGCUUAUAUUGCAUCAAACGAAUGAACCAUCUAUCCCUGUAUAGGGAAGUUGUUUUUUAAUGUUUUAUGUUUUAUUAUGUGUUUAUAUAUGCUGGAAGCCACCCAGAGUAGCUGGGGCAACCCAGUCAGAUGGGCAAAGUGCAUAUAAUAAAAUUCUUCUUCUUCUUCUUCUUCUUCUUCUUCUUCUCCUCCUCCUCCUCCUCCUCCUCCUCCUCCUCCUCCUCCUCUCAGUGUUGUCUACACUGACUGCCAGCAGCUCUCUAAAGUUUCAGGCAGGGAAUGAUAAUAAGGAUUUAUUCCAUUCAGGCUCCUAAUCUGUGCACCAGUCUCGUGAUUAUGUAUGCUGUAAAAGCAUCUCAAAGGUAUUUGUUUAAUAUCUGCAGCUCGCUUUAACUUGAUCCAUCAAAGCUCUCAGAAGAUACUGUAUAUCCAAAAGACUUUUUGAUUACUUGGCAUAUAAAACAUGUUUGGAAACCUCAGUGAGUUUCACAUGUUUGCAGCCUCAGCAAAACAGAUGCAUAUGUUCCAACUACCAGGAACAAUCUUUAUUUGGCUAUCCUUGGUAAAUUCUCUAAUUUGCUCCCAUGCUUGCCUUUUACAUUUUAUUCAUAGAAGUGGGGCCUGCAGAAAAAUGUGCCUAAAGGCCCUUUAAAGCCAGUGCUCCUGUUUCGGGGGGGGGGGGCAGCCAGCCAUGCCCACCUCCACAACACUCCAUUGCUUUCCCCCUCCCUACUAAAGAUGGAUUUCAUUUUGUUCAGAGUCCUCAACAGCAUUUUGGUGCAAAUUUUGGCUAAUAUAUUCAUCUUUGUAUGCAAUUUUGCCUAAUAUAUUCAUCUUUGUAUGCAAUUUUGCCUAAUGAACACAUUGCUACAAAGCAAUUUCCCCCAAUGUAAUACUAUAUUGUAUGUUAUUUUCACUAAUCUAUGAAUUCUUGGGACACGGGUGGCGCUGUGGGUUAAACCACAGAGCCUAGGACUCGCCGAUCACAAGGUUGGCAGUUCAAAUCCCCGCAACAGGGUGAGCUCCCAUUGCUCAGUCCCUUCUCCUGCCAACCUAGCAGUUCGAAAGCACGCCAAAGUGCAAGUAGAUAAAUAGGUACUGCUCCGGCGGGAAGGUAAACGGCAUUUCCGUGCGCUGCUCUGGUUCACCAGAAGCGGCUUAGUCAUGCUGGCCACAUGACCCGGAAGCUGUACGCCGGCUCCCUCGGCCAAUAAAGCGAGAUGAGCGCCGCAGCCCCAGAGUCAGUCACGACUGGACCUAACGGUCAGGGGUCCCUUUACCUUUCCCUAUGAAUUCUUGGGCACAUUUUCCCCAAGUAUACACAUUACUUGGCUGGAAAGUGACAUUGCACUGUGAAUUUUGACGGACGGAUGGGUUUCAGUCAUCAUACUGUUUUGCAAAGUGCAAAUUAAAUGACCUGAAUCAAGUUCCUCCCCCAUCCCUUUCCUCCACCCAUUUCCCCAUUUUUGCAUUCUCCAUAUCUGCUUAAUUGCCUCCACAGUUUCCUUGCUAACUUUCUUGAUAGAUUCCCAAUUGACUUCCUUUUUUAAAAAACAAAAGCGAACAACCUGGGUCUCCUGCUGAGGGCAGAAUGACUAUGAAGAUGAACUAGAAAACAUACAAUUUCCUACCCCAAAUGAACUUAAUUCACCUUUCGUUUACUUGGCAAUUAUGGGAACUACUGUCAGGUGUCAUUCAGCUUUUUUCUUUUAACUUGUUUAGUGAGCUUUGUUCAACUGAACUAAUUCAUGCCAGGCACUGGGAUGCAUUGUAGAUCCUGCAGUGAGCAAGAGGGGUUGGGCUAGAAAACCUCUUAUGGUCCCUUCCAGCUCUAUGUGUCUGCAGUGAGGGUGUCAUAGGCUAGGAGGUAUAGCAACGCAAAGUUGCCCUUGGGAUGGUACAAGUUUUCAUCCGGGAAGUGCUGGAGAGCAGGAGGACGCCCAAAGAAUGAUUUUCACACUUGACAGGAUAAGGAAAAUGUCGGGCACAAAAUCAGCCUGAUUAAAGCUGUGCAGAAUGUCCUGGCUAGCUUGGCGGGAGCAGCAGUCAAGUUUAAUUCAUUAGAUGCAGAGAAAACAAUGGAUUAUGUCUGGCUGCUGUUUUUUUAUCAUACCCAGGAAUCCACAGUGUGUGCGUAGAGCUAAGGGCGCACUGGAAAUAGCCAGCGGUCUGUUACAGGCAGGGAGAUCUGACUUGGGCAAAAGACAAGUUGGACCCUUUUGUGUACACCACAUAAAGCUGUGUGGGUGUCCCGCCCUGUGUGGACAGUGAGCAGCAGCAACCUUUCCCCGUGGCACUGCAAGGUAGCUUCCCUGCUGAUGUUUGCGUGGACAGGCGGAGUCCCCCAGACCCUGGGCGGCCCCCCCCCGUCAUGUGGAAUAAUGACUCAAGAUAACGUGCUAUGGGAUUAAAUUGGCCACAACUUUAUUAUAUUUCAGAUGUGGGUAGACCUUGGCUCAGGCAUUGGGUGCUUAUCCCUCCUAGUCCCCAGCCGGAGACCUAGGGAACAUCAGGGUUAUCCAGUGUGUGUGUAGGGGAUGGGCCGGCUCUGGAGAACAUAUGUUCAAGCAGAGAUAGCCACCCCCGUUAUGCUGCCGUCGCAGGGGAGAGCAAUGAUGAUUGCUCUGUAUUCUGCUCUGGUCAGACCUCACCUGGAGUACUGUGUCCAGUUCUGGGCACCACAGUUCAAGAAGGACACUGACAAACUGGAAAGUGUCCAGAGGAGGGCAACCAAAAUGGUCAAAGGCCUGGAAACGAUGCCUUAUGAGGAACGGCUAAGGGAGCUGGGAACGUUUAGCCUGGAGAAGAGGAGGUUAAGGGGUGAUAUGAUAGCCAUGUUCAAAUAUAUAAAAGGAUGUCACAUAGAGGAGGGAGAAAGGUUGUUUUCUGCUGCUCCAGAGAAGCGGACACGGAGCAAUGGAUCCAAACUACAAGAAAGAAGAUUCCACCUAAACAUUAGGAAGAACUUCCUGACAGUAAGAGCUGUUCAACAGUGGAAUUUGCUGCCAAGGAGUGUGGUGGAGUCUCCUUCUUUGGAGGUCUUUAAGCAGAGGCUUGACAACCAUAUGUCGGGAGUGCUCUGAUGGUGUUUCCUGCUUGGCAGGGGGUUGGACUCGAUGGCCCUUGUGGUCUCUUCCAACUCUAUGAUUCUAUGAUUCUAUAAUGAUGACCUCUUGGUGUACGGUCAAAGCCUCCCCUCAGGAACCCCUUUAACGGGGAACCCUGGUAUCCCCGCUGCAAAGAGGGAAGAUAGACUAAAGGAUUCCACCCAAGGCCUGAUACCACCAAAGUUGUGACGUUUAGCUAUGGGAAAGGCAAAAUCUGCCAAUGCAGUGGAAUUCCUUUCCGGCCCUGUAACAGCAACCUUGACGUAGCAGCGCCUGCAUACCUGUGAAGAAAAGUUAACCUGCAAAAUGAGACUUAACUGAGGGUGGGUAGGGUGGGAGAAGCUCUGGAGCCAAGUGAGGAUUCCCAGGUAAGAUCCUCCCUCUAUAGUGUGGGCAGGUAGUCCCUCCCCUACCUGGCCUCGUCUCCUUGCCAACGCUUCCCCCAGGCGGGAUUGGACAACUGACUGAGGUAGGCGGAGACCUCCAGGUAUCCCACCUGGGGGAAGGCGAAGCCAAGCCUGUGCUGAUGGAGCCACUUCAGAUCCAGGGGCUGCACGCGUCCACACAAAGGGCACCCCCUGUUUUAUGCGGGGAGCGGUCAUUGCACAAAAAGGGGCCAUGGCAAAAAUGCAGGGCAAGUCUAAGACUCCAUCCCAGGCAAAGUACGUCAAACCAAAGCCCCAGGAGGUAGCUUCUUUCCCCUAGUGCCCUUCUGGAGACUUCUUAUCUGCACCGACAGACUGUCACUAUCAUAGUGGAUGAAAGGUUUCUUUUGUAGGAAAACUUGUUUUUUUAUAAAGAAAAAGCUCUUAUCCAGUUUGCUUCUCGAUUCCUCCGUCCACUUGCUGAGGAAGUGGCUGAGAGAGAUUAAUUUGUGGGCUAGAUAACAGCUCUGAGGUUUGAGCUAUCCAUGUCGCCAUCGGAGUGGCAGACCUAACAGAUAUCUCUGAAUGGGAAAGCGAUUGUGGGGAUGGGCUGCCCAUUGAAAUAACACGCACAGACAUUCUGGUUUUUAGCAUGUUCUUAUCAGCGCUGCCACAUCCAUUAACGGGGGAACAGAGACGUUAAGUGGCUCUCUUCAAAUCAGGACUGCGGAGGUGGGAAAGUAUUUGGCCUUCGUAACGUCUCACGCUCAAGAAUAAAAUCUGUUUUUAGGCAAACGGCCUGCCCCAGAUCUGAAAUUUAUUGUAAUCGAUGCAACCCCUGUUUAAGUUUUACAUUGUUUUAAAGAACAACUGUCACAACAAUUGUAAGAAUGUAAGAAGUGGCUAGGGACGAGGGUGGCGCUGUGGGUUAAACCACAGAGCCUAGGACUUGACGAUCAGAAGGCUGGCCAUUUGAAUCCCCGUGACGGGGUGAGCUCCCGUUGCUCGGUCCCUGCUCCUGUUUGAAAGGACGUCAAAGUGCAAGUAGAUAAAUAGGUACCGCUCUGGCGGGAAGGUAAACGGCGUUUCCGUGCGCUGCUCCGGUUCGCCAGAAGCGGCUUAGUCAUGCUGGCCACAUGACCUGGAAGCUGUACACCGGCUCCCUCGGCCAAUAAAGCGAGAUGAGCGCCACAACCCCAGAGUCGGACACGACUGGACCUAAUGGUCAGGGGUCCCUUUACCUUUAAGAAGUGGCUACCUGACCCAACAGCCAGGUUCUUGGGUUCCCAUGUACCGGUACCCUGGGCAUUGAUAGAACUUUGGCCCAAAACUUUGUGAGAACCUUUGAGCAGGCUGCUUGUUCAUUCCUGCGGGGAAAUGUUUUUCUGCUUGGGGAGUCUGCAGAGUGCAAAGCGGCCCUUGCUUACAGAAGUGAAUGUGUCUGGGAGAGCAGCCAUCAGCCAUUCUUCGCUCAGCGCUUGACAACCCUGUUUCCCAAAAACCAUUUGCUGAUGGAAGCAUGUUAUGCCAAGCUCAAGUGAUCUGUGAAUGCAGGACCCGUCUGCCUGCUGAGCUUUCUGAUCACUGGCAUUUAUCAACGCCACUCAGUCCUGCCUAGCAAAGCCUUUCUCUGUUUCAAAUGCCACCCUGCCAUGACAAGGUCUGUUAGCUGUUUCGACUGCCGGUUCAAAUUCAGAGGGGGGGUGGGAAACUCAAUAGCUGGAGCAAGAACAGAAAUAUCAUUGACAGGAGGGAGCCAGCAGUAAAUCACACUGUGCAAGGUAGAGUUAACUCUUCAUUAGCAAGAACAGGAUCUGCACAGACUUGGUGGAGUGUCGGGCCCAAUGAGCACAGGAACAUAUCCUUGGUAGGUCUUGGCCCAUGGAUCAGUUGCUGAGACUAGAGGUUCUUGCCUCCCCACAGCCGGCUAUGUCUCUUCCUUUCCCCAAGCAAUCAGACACUGUGCCUGUGUGCCUGUCUUUGCUGUUCCCACUUCAUGCCUCUUCUGGUUCUGGGAGAUCAGGGGAGAGUGGAGCUUGUCACAGCAGGAGGAGGAGACACUUGUGAGUCUUCACCAGCUGAACUCAUCUCUUCAUCCUCUUGGCCUCCUUCUCUCCUGCUUCAGCUUCUGCCUCUGAUUCUGGACUUCUCUCUGCCUCAGACUCUCCCUGCUCACUAAACCCUGUUACCUCUUCAGUUUCCGACACUUCCUCCUUCCCUUCUUCUUCCUCUGACCACUCAUCAUCGUCCCACCACCAAUCCCUGGGCUCUGUACCCUCUUCAUUGGGGGUUCCCCAGCAGAUCCCUCCCACUGUUCCUCUGUGUCCAGGCAGUCCAUGGCAGACAGAACUGCUAAGUAUCUACAGUAUAAAUGUCUAUAAGCACACAAGGAUGGUGGCUGGCUGCUGCAAAGGCUGGUGGAUUAGGAUGAAUGGGGCACUGCUCCACCAACCUCAGCCAGCCCCCACCUGCCCACCUUCUUCCUUGCAACCAAUCUAAGGGGCUGAAAGUCGCUGUCCGCUUUCUCUUUCCUGAGUCUCACUGCUGCCCUUAUGGAACUCAGCAGGGAAGAAGAGGAUGGGGAUUAAACUAGGAUUAGUUGGCUCCACCUAGCGUAGGCUCAGGCUCCGCCCAGCAUUCACUCUGGCUCCACCUACCAGAGUAAGCCCCGCCCCUGCAAGUUCCAGGUUGACAGGCCUGUGAAUCGGAAGGUCACUUGUUCCCUGUAAAGUGGGGCAGGUGUGUGCGAGUGUGGUUUAAACCACAAAAGGGGCAAAUAGGUGGUUAAACAUGGAACCCCUCUUCCCAGGGAACUCUGGGAAUCGUAGCUCUGUGAGGGGAAUAGGGGCUGUCCCUUCAGACCCUUUCGUUCUCCAAACUUUCAUUAGGCAUUAUUACAGUCGUACUUUGGUUCUCAAACAGAAUGCGUUCCGGGAGUCUGUUUGACUUCCGGAACUGUUUGAAAACCAAGACACGGCUUCUGAUUGGCUACAGGAGCGUCUAGUUUCCGGGAUUUAGAGAAGACCAGAUUUUUUGUCUUCUCCUAAGUUAUAGAGAGUUUGUUAAUUUCACAGUAAGAAAACAAGGAGAGUAGAAGACAAUUCAAACCUAUCCUUCUCAAUGAUAAUAAGGUCGCAUCAUCCGCAUACAGUAAAAGUGGGACCGGGUUUUGGUUGAUUUUGGGGGCAUGUGAUUCUAUUUUUUUUGGAUGUGCUCUGGAAGAUCUGAUCCAAAAUAUAUUAGAGAGAAAGGGGGCAAGAAACCUUUAGCACUCUUCACAAACUACGUUUCCCAGGAUGCUUUGGGAGAAGCCAAGUGGUGUGACACUGCUUUAAAUGUAGAGGCUGGAUAUGGCCUCAGAAAGGUCCAAUGGGUAUUUUCCCUUUGUCCUUAUAUGCCAGCCUUUCUCAACUUGGUGUCCUUCAUAUGAUUCAGACUACAACUCCCAUCAGGCUGGGGCUGAUGGGAGUUGUAGUCCAAAACAACUGAAGGGCACCAGGUUGGGAAAGGCUGACUGGGGUGAAGCCAGCCCCUUUCCAAUCCAGGGAGGUCAGAAGAACACCAGAACUGGUGGUUUCCCCUCACUGAAUCUUUUCACACAGAAGGAUGACUGAUAAGGGUCUCCCUUUAGGCUUUACAAGUUGCCUGUGGAGAAAAGAUCCUUUUGCGGUUUCUAUCUCAUCUCAGCUGCCCACAUAUAUCUUAGGAGUCAUUGUAGGCCUGUGGUUUAGUGAGAUAAUGCGCUGUAGUCUGCACUGUAGUCUUAUCUCCCUCACUGCAGCCGGCUGUUACAAAUCAUGCUGUGAUUUUUGAGGGGCAUUGUUACUUUGGUCUCGUGAACAAAUGCUUCAUACGUCUCGCUAAAGCGUGGGAUUCACCGCUGAGAGGUGUGGUGAUAAAAGACAGUACUUCUUUGUGCAGCGCACAAUUAAACUCUGGAGCCGGCUGCCUCGGGAGGCAGCGAGGGCCACCAAUUUGGAAGUCUUUAAAAAGAGGAUUGGACGAAUUCAUGGAGGAGAAGGCUAAAAUGGCGGAGGCAGCAAAGCUUCUGAAUUCCAGAUGCUGGAAACCACAGGAGUGGAGAGUGCUCUUAUGCUCAUGUCCAGCUAUGGGACUUAACAAUGGGGCAUUUGUUUGGAAAAUGCAAAAACAGGAUGCUAGGUGGGCCAUUAGCCUGAUCUAGCGGGGUUUUUUUCCGGCCUACAUGUGCAAAUUUCGUGCCAAUAAGGGCCUCUCUUUGUACAUUUCGUAGGAAUCUGCCUUACAUUCCGUGAGACUAACUGUCCACCUAGGCCAACAUUGCCUACUCCCAACUGGCAGCGGCUCUUCACGGCCUCAGCCAGAAGUCUUUCCCAUCACCAGGGGCAUAGGAAGGUGGGUGCGGGGUGUGUGGCCUGCCCUGGAUGUCACCCUGACGGGGUUGACAAAAUGGCAGGUGGCACUCACUGCAGGGCCUGCAGCAAGCCCGAGCUGUGCGUCUUGGGCGCCCGCAGGCUCUGCACUGUCCGCCCACUGCCUCCCCCCCAGCUGCUGGGCAGCUGAGGCCCCGCGGCGUCUCUCGUCCCUACGGGUGCCCACGCACCCCAUGCCGUCCCUCCCGAAGGGCGCCGCAUGCCCUGUCUCAUUCCUAUGGGUGCCACACGUCCCAUCCCGUCUCUCCCUAUGGGCACUGUGCCUCUCAUCCCUAUGGGUACUGUGUGCCCUGUGCUGUCCUUAUGGGCACCACGCGUCCUGUCCCUGUGGGUGCUGUGCCCCCCGGCCGUCCCUAUGGGUGGUUCGCCCCAAGUGCCCGAGAGGCUUCCUCUGCCACUGCCCCUCACCUUUGUACAUGACCCCUCUAGCAGGAGAUGCCAGGAUUCGAACCUGUGACUUCUGUGCACAAAGUGUGUGCUCAAUCAGCAAUCUAUGAUUUCCCUCCAAAAGAGAUCCCUUCACUGAAUGGUGAAGAAGGGCAUGUGUGAUUGUCCUCACACUAAAGCAGGCUUCCUCAACCUUGAUCCUCCAGAUGUUUUUGGCCAACAACUCCUAUGACCCCUAGCUAGCAGGACCAGUGGUCAGGGAUGCUGGGAAUUGUAGUCUCAAAACAUCUGGAGGACCGAGGUUGAGGAAGCCUGCACUAAAGCUUUUAUCCUACACGGGGCUAGCUCAGGCUGUGUACACAUUACUGCUCACUCUGACUCCAGUGCAUUCCCGCUUCUGGUGUUUGAAGCCGAACACAUACGACGUUCGCCGUAUGCGUUCUGAAGGCUCUUGAGAAAUACGGCUGUUUGAUUUGUUUUCGCUCAAACCAGCUUCCGAUGCAAAUCUGAGGUGGGCUGAGCUGAGGUGUGUACACUUGUGACAGCUGUUGCACAUGCCCAGAUGACAACUCCAUGGAAUAGGAGUUGUGGGGUUGCAAGAAAUCAGGUACUGCACAAUGGGCGAUGACAUCCUUGCCUCUUCUCUGGCAUUUACAGCAACGUAAAAGCAAUGUGGGACACGGGUGGCACUGUGACCUAAACCACAGAGCCUAGGGCUUGCCGAUCAGAAGGUCAGCAGUUCGAAUCCCCGCGACGGGGUGAGCUCCCAUUGUUCGGUCCCAGCUCCUGCCCACCUAGCAGUUCGAAAGCACGUCAAAAGUGCAAGUAGAAUAAUAGGUACCACUCCGGCGGGAAGGUAAACGGCGUUUCCGUGUGCUGCUCUGGUUCGCCAGUAGCGGCUUAGUUAUGCUGGCCACAUGACCCGGAAGCUGUCUGCGGACAAACGCCGGCUCCCUCGGCCUAUAGAGCGAGAUGAGCACGCAACCCCAGAGUCGUCUGCGACUGGACCUAACAGUCAGGGGUACCUUUACCUUCACCUUUAAAAGCACGACUUGAAAACCAGGGGCGAGGGGAAUGAUUUCGCUGCAUUUUAAACCUCUAAUGCUCAACUAAACCUAGUCGUUUUGUACGGCGUUGCUUGUGCUAGCCAGUUGACCCCCUUUCUCUGAAAUGUCUUCUUCUAGCUCUAGGAACCACAGUGUGCAUCUCACAUGCACCCCACACUUCUAGCUCAUAUGAGAAGCAGAAGUGUGAAAACAGGUCUAUAGGGAGCCGUCCUCUGCUUCCUUGUGGGAACACAUGUCGGCUUGUUUUCAAACUGCAAUGAGGAACCCAAACCGGUUCCAGACGCUCACUGUUUUGCAGGUUGGGGACUCAGUGGCGCACCAGCGGCUUUAGUUCACGCACUUAAAGUGGGUUUCGUUCUCUGAAAAGCCCCCCUUUUGUGGCAAGGAAAGUGAGAUGAAAGUCCACCGGAAAGUGCGAGAUAACAAUUGCUUUACAGGCAAUUGUAGAACCACCUUACAAACAAAUCAGAAUGACUGAUGAAUAAAUAACCAGUCCAUUCCACGCAACCUGUUCCCUCAGCAUUCAUCAUGAUUUGUUUGCAAAAGUUUUCAGGGAAGUUAUAUGGCACCGGCUGUUUAUGCAGCACUCAUUCUGAUUUGUAGGAAGGGAGGCUGUGCCAAGCAAACAUUAUCCUGAACUUUCCCAUCACCAAAGUCCUGAUUUGUUGAGUGGCAAGUGUGUUUUUAACCCUACAGCUGUGGUGCAAUGAGUCAGUGUGUCUGGCUAUUAACCAGAAGGUUGGUGGUUCGAGCCCAAUUAAAGGGGAUACUCUGUAUCUUUUGUUUAAUCCCUUACAUCUCCUUUUACUUUAUUAUAAUUUUUUGGGUCUUAAUAGAGAGGUGCUAGAACCUUUCUGUGGGUUAAACCACAGAGCCUAGGACUUGCUGAUCAGAAGGUUGGCGGUUCGAAUCCCCGUGACGGGGUGAGCUCCCAUUGCUCGGUCCCUGCUCCUGCCAACCUAGCAGUUCGAAAGCACGUCAAAGUGCAAGUAGAUAAAUAGGUACAGCUCUGGUGGGAAGGUAAACGGCGUUUCCGCGCGCUGCUCUGGUUCGCCAGAAGAGGCUUAGUCAUGCUGGCCACAUGACCCGGAAGCUGUACGCUGGCGAGAUGAGCGCCGCAACCCCAGAGUUGUCCGCGACUGGACCUAAUGGUCAGGGGUACCUUUAGAACCUUUUUAAAAAGCAGGUACUUGGGUUAAGACAGUGUGGGAAAAGAGCGAAUCGGAGCGCUGGCAAAGUUGCUUUGUUCCUCUGCAAAAUGUAGAUAAGGCUAGGCUCUUAGCUCACUCUUGAUAAUAAAAAAGUGACCUGUUUGUUCCUGCAGUUUCCAUCGAGGAUAUCCAAGACGUCAGGGCAGGCCACAGGACGGAAGGGAUGGAAAGAUACUGCAAGGAUGUACCUGAGCAUCGCUGCUUUUCUAUCAUCUUCAAAGACCACAGGAAGAACUUGGACCUCAUAGCUGGCUCUGAAGCCGAUGCCAAUCACUGGGUGGCAGGCCUAGCCAAGAUCAUCGCCAAGAGCAACUCCAUGAGCCAGCGGCAGAAAUUACAACAGUAUCCUUUUGUUUCCUUCCAGAAUUAUUAUCACUAGCACGCAUUUGUUUAUUGGAUUUAUAUCCAGCUGUAACCUGAGGGCCCCAUUCUCUUCAAGGUAACCUUUUUUUGGGGGGGGCAGGGACACACCUGCUGGUGGUGGGUGGGGCCAGGAACAAAAUGGGUGGAGCGUCUAAUGCAAAUGCUCCCUUUGUACAGAAGACUAGUUUCUACACAGAGUCACACAACCCUCUGUGGCCUCCAUCAGGGAAGCAAGAGGAGUUUUCAGAGUCCAAGGAGACAUUACGGCCAGGCACAAACACUCAAGGAAGGUGUGAGGCAGGGCAAGUAGGGGGUGUGGCCUGAGGAGAGGAGGAGGAGGAGUAGUAGUAGUAGUAAUUUAUUACUCUGGGCUGCUCCCAACAGAAUAUUGAAAGCACACUAAAGCAUCAAACAUUAAAAACCUUCUGAUACAGGGCUGCCUUCAGAUGUUGUCUUCAGAUGUUGUCUUAACAUAAAGCAGCACUUUAGCUAAUGGGGCCUCCUGCUGCUGUUGCGCAGCCGCUGCGCGAUUUCUGUUCUCAUCCUGAAGCAAAGUUCUUAACCCGAGGUAAUAUUUCUGGGUUAGUGGAGUCUGUAACCUGAAGCGUAUGUAAUCUGAAGUGUAUGUAACCUGAGGUACCACUGUACAAGUUAAAAUUUUCAAUCAUUACAGUGGUACCUUGGUUUACGAACUUAAUCCGUUCUGGAAGUCCGUUCUUAAACCGAAACUGUUCUUAAAGCGAGGCACACUUUCCCUAAUGAGGCCUCCCGCUGCUGGUGCCCUUCCACCAUUCAGAUUCUGUUCUUAGACCGAGGUAAAGUUCGCAAACCGGGACACUACUUCCGGUUUUGCAGAGUUUGUAAACCGAAUCGUUUGUAAACAGGACUGUUUUUAAACCGAGGUACCGCUGUACUCUGCCCAUUUAUUUUGCCUCUGGUACUGCUCACCAAUAGAAUGUGGCCUCCAGAAGGGAAUGUGGUCCUUGAUCUGUAAAGGGUUCCUCAUCCCUGAUUUAUAUUAAUGGUUCAUGUGAGACGCAAAGCAAAAUUCAGCAUGCUAAAUGCACUGGAGGAAGUCAUUUAAAAGUUGCAAUGACACACACACACACACAGAGAGAGCAGUGUUGUGAAUCAGGACUUGCAGCACAUUUCAAACGGACUACUAAUCUUUCCCCAAGCGUACCCAAAUAUUAAAAUGCCCAGCUAAUUAUAAUACAGGUAAUUGCAGCUUCAAGGAAAACCUCUGACUUGCGCAAAACAGAGUCAGCAGGAGUUGACCUCAGCCAAGCCUCGGCUCAAAAAGGCAGUUGGCUUUCAAAUUGUUUGAACUGGAUCAAACCCCUGGCCGACGAAUAUCUAAAUUUAGAAGUCCAAGCUGGAACUUCAAAAGCAGCGUCAAACUCAUGCUUGUCUGUGAGAAGCCAGGGUUUUCCAAGAAAACGGCCCAGAUUAGAAGGAAUGACUGCUGCAUGCUGGUAAUUAUCCCCUUCAAAUGAGCUGUGUCUUUCUCCUCUGCUUAACUACACCCAAACAGGGACACGUUUUCACUCCAUUAAGAAAGGUCUUUCUCCAGACACCAAUGUCGUCCUUUGGGGCACUGAUUUAGCAAACAUAAUGGCUGGUUCUCAACCCAGUGGUGGAGCCUGUCAGUUUAGAAGAGGAAUGGGGAACCUCAGGCCCAGGGGCGGCCCUCGGAAUAUCUCUGUCUGGCCUUCAGUAUACCUGAAGGAGCGUCUCCACCCCCAUCGUUCAGCCCGGACACUGAGGUCCAGCUCCGAGGGCCUUCUGGCGGUUCCCUCGCUGCGAGAAGUGAGGUUACAGGGAACCAGGCAGAGGGCCUUCUCAGUGGUGGCACCCGCCCUGUGGAAUGCCCUCCCAUCAGAUGUCAAGGAAAUAAACAACUACAGUGGUACCUCGGGUUACAUAUGCUUCAGGUUACAUACGCUUCAGGUUACAGACUCUGCUAACCCAGAAAUAGUGCUUCAGGUUAAGAACUUUGCUUCAGGAUGAGAACAGAAAUCGUGCAGCAGCGGCGCAGCAUCAGCAGGAGGCCCCAUUAGCUAAAGUGGUGCUUUAUGUUAAGAACAGUUUCAGGUUAAGAACAAACCUCCAGAAUGAAUUAAGUUCUUAACCAGAGGUACCACUGUACUUUAAACCAGAUUCUACACACACACAUCUCAGAAUACAUCCAUGCUGGUUGUUUUUACCUCUCAAAAGUGCUUGUGCACCUCAGCUUUGUUUUGAAUCAUUAUAUACCACCUUGAAGGAUACAGAUCGGCCCUAGCUAGUUUACAGGUAACACAAAAGCACUACAGUAAAAUGAUCGCAGUCAGAUGAUAUAAGAACAGCAGUUCAUUAGGAUCCUUCUCCCAGGACAGUUGGUGUCCGUUGGCUCUGUGGGUCUAUGGAGGGGUGCUUCAUUUGGACCCAGUUGUGAGGCCGUCUUUGUCUCCCCGCUUCCCUCAGUCUCCUGUGCCACAGGGCAGUCGGUGGCAGAUGUCCUUGCAGGGCAAGGGAAGGGGACGAUCUUGUUGGACCACAAUAUGGGGCCAUCUUUUUCCUGCCUCCCUCAGUCUCUUGCGCCAGACCACAGGGCAGUCGGUGACAGGUGGCCCCGCGCAGGGACGGCCUGAGACGUUUUGGCACCUGAGGCGCACAAAAUGGUGCCCCCCUUCCCACCAGCGAAGAAGAAGAGAUGGGUGGAAAUCUAUAUCAGGGACAAAGCGAGAGUAGCAAUCUACGUCGGGAUCAAGGGGCGAAAUCAACUCAACCUUACCCGACGGUUGAAGUGGGGAUCAAAUGUCGUCACGGGGGAAAGGGGGCUUGCUCUGAAUCUCGACAGGUGGAUGCAGACCCCAGGGGAGAACUAAUACCAUUUCCUCCCUCGGGGUGGGAGGAAACCAUAUUCCCUAUUUGCUGAGAGGUAGAGGUGGCAAGGGGCAGGCUGCCUUGCAGAUGGCGGAUCCUGCGCCACACUCCUGUUGCCACUUCAAGAGCAGGCGAUGCUCUCAUUGGAGCCUGGAUCUGCUGCCUCUGUGGAUCUGCCACCUGAGGCGGUUGCUUCACCUUGUCUUAUGAGUGGGCCGGCAUAGCAUCAAUGUUGUUUCAAUGCCACUUCAGAGAUGCAUAUCCUACCCAAAGUGACCAAGGGUGGAGUCUGACGAACAGCCUAGCUAGAGGCCGAGAUAAACCUACAGUGGUACCUCAGGUUACAUACACUUCAGGUUACAUAGAAGAAUGAAACAACCUAACACUCCUCCAUUCGUGUAUUGGAAGAAUCUGAUAAUGUGCUUGGUGAUGCAUGUAUACUCUAUCACUUCUUUUCAAUCCUUCAGUACAAAUUCUUUACAUACAGUGGUACCUCGGGUUACAUACGCUUCAGGUUACAUAUGCUUCAGGUUACAGACUCCGCUAACCCAGAAAUAGUGCUUCAGGUUAAGAACAGGAUGAGAACAGAAAUCGUGCUCCGGCGGCGCGGCAGCAGCAGGAGGCCCCAUUAGCUAAAGUGGUGCUUCAGGUUAAGAACAGUUUCAGGUGAAGAACGGACCUCCGGAACGAAUUAAGUACUUAACCUGAGGUACCACUGUAUUUUGAAACCCGAGCCACCUGCUUUCAUAGACAUUCAUCCCCGAAAAGCUUAGGAUGUAAUAUUGGGAGAGGAGGGGUUUUGUGUGUGCGAUGUAGGCACCUUAACAAGUGACUGAACAGCUGGAUCCACGCCUGCUUGCGGAAGGCAGAUAAGAACAAAGACAACAAGAUGAGCUUUAAAGAGCUCAAGAACUUCAUGAAAGAAGUCAACAUACAAGUCGAUGACAACUAUGCCCGGAAUAUCUUUGAGGUAAGGAGAAUUUAAUUCGCUCACUUGCAAGCGUAUUUUGUUAUGAGGCAGUGGUGUUUCAUGAAACGGUAGGGACCCGAUCCUAUGGACGUUCUCUGGAAGGAAGCCUGAUGGGAUCCAGUGGGGCCUUCUCUUGAGUAAAGCAUAUGGAAAGGGUAGGAUUUGCACUCAUUAGACGUGUGUGUGUGUGUGUGUGUGUAUUCUUGACUCAGAAUUUUGUAGGAGGGAUUCAGUUGAAUACUGGAAAUUUUGGUUUGCAUAAUUAAAGCGGAUUAAAGCACACCGAGUAGCAAUGGAGCAGAAAUUCAGUUUGGUUCACGUUUAAUGCCAAACCUACUGAAUUCUUUCUAGAAAAAUACACAAACCGAACUGACACAGCUGCCCUUCAAAAUUCACACUUGUCUGAAUUUUGCAAUGCAGUUUGCCAAAAAAAAAAAUGCAUAUGGCUAGUGAAAAGGACACACACAAAUACAAAAAAGCAUGCAAGAAAUGUGUAUGUUAGGCAAGAUUGCAUACAAAAAUGCAGGCAACCCCCCCCCCCCCAAUUUACGCAGGGGUUACAUUCUGAGGCAUCGCACGUGUCAGGGAAAUCACGUAUAUUUGAAACACCAUUGGAGAAGCCUGCGAACACUCGGUUCCUCCCCUUGUUGUGACAUUUUUGGGUCACUUCUGGGUUCAACACAAUGCAUGUGUGUGCGGUCACGCACAUAUUGAAUGUGCAUAGGUACUUUAGGAUAAAUGUAUGUUAAAAUGCUAACGCAGUUUCACGAGGACUUAAGAAGCAGCGGCACAAAGUGAUGCGGAAAUGUGGAAACUGAAUUUAAGGUUGGAAAAAAAUGAGAAACUGAGGGAAACCGAAACUGAGAGAAUCUCUCUUCUCUAUUCUGAAGCCCUCAAGAUGGCAGCUCCCUUUUCCAGCUCCCAGAAUCCACUCUUCCUUCCCCACUUUAUUUAGCCAAUUCCGAUUCCGCCCUAAAACAGAGAGAAAAAGGCCCGGUACGUCGGCGAGAUCUGCCAAUCAUGUACUCCAUGCUAGGCUGCAAAGUUGACCUUUUCCAAUGACCCGUAUCUGUUUUGCAUUGUCUAGCCCUGGUUCAGGUUUCAACCCAUAAAGAAGAAGGGUUUUUACCUCUUCUCUCUGCGUUCACAGCAAUGCGACAAAUCCCAGACGGACACUUUGGAAGACGACGAGAUCGAGGAAUUCUAUAAGAUACUGACCGAACGGCGCGAGAUCGAUGAGAUCUUCUCUGAGCACUCCAACGGCCAGGCCAUGAUGUCGCUGGAGGAUCUGGUGAGGUUCCUUCGAGAAGAACAGCGUGAGGAGAAUGCAGGGCCUGAACUUGCGCUUUCUCUGAUAGAGAGAUACGAACCCAACGGAAGUGGUACGUUGGUAACCCUUUGGAUUUGACAAUAUUUACACUGAAUGCAUGCAGAGGAGGGAGGCCAGGACGAUGAGGGAUCUGGAAACCAAGCCUUAUGAGGAAUGGUUGAGGGAGUUGGGUAUAUGUUUAGAAUUGAGAACAGGAGACUGAGAGCUGAGCUGGUAGGCAUCUUCAAAUAUCUGAAGGGCUGUCACAUGGCAGGUGGAACAAGCUUGCUGUCUCCCGCUCCGAAGGGUCGGGUCAGAACCAAUGAAUUUGAGUUAUAAGAAAGGAGAUUCUGACUAAACAUCAGGAAUAACUUUCUGAUGGUAUGAGUAGGCUAUAGUUCAUGGGUAGGCAAACUAAGGCCCGGGGGCCGGAUCUUGCCCAAUCGCCUUCUAAAUCCAGCCCGUGGAAAUCAGCAUGCUUUUACUCAAGUAGAAUGUGUGCUUUUAUUUAAAAUGCAUCUCUGGGUUAUUUGUGGGGCAUAGGAAUUCGUUCAUCCCCCCCCCAUAUACUCCGGCCCCCCACAAGGUCAGAGUGACAGUGGACCGGCCCCCUGCUGAAAAAGUUUGCUGACCCCUGCUAUACUUUCUUUCUUUCUUUCUUUCUUUCUUUCUUUCUUUCUUUCUUUCUCUCUCAAUUUUCACCAACAAUUUUCACCAGCAACACUAUCAAAGCAGCUCACAUAAAUACAAUAAAGGAAAACAAUACGAUUUAAUUUCUGAAAAUCAGAAUUAAAACUGAAUAUUCAAUGUCUAAAAGCUGGCAACCACCCCUCCCAAAAAAAGCCAUUUAGUCACAGCCUGCCCCAUUCUCAGUUUUGUCCUUUUCUUCUCCCCAUUGUACUCCCCCCCUUUUUUUACAGUCAAGGGACAAAAUGUCAUGACCAAAGAUGGCUUCCAGAUGUAUUUGCUGUCUCCCCACGGAAACGUAUUCAAUCAAGCUCACAUCCCUGUGUACCAGGACAUGACCCAGCCGCUGAGCCACUAUUACAUAUCGUCUUCGCACAACACCUACCUCAUGGAGGACCAGCUGAGAGGACCCAGCAGCACUGAGGCUUACAUCAGGUGUGGCGCAUCAUCUCCCCUCUUCUGAUGGAAGAGCCAAGAGAGUUGUCAGAGGGGCCUGGGAGAGGUGCUUCCAUUUUAAUUACCCACAGUGCCCUGGGGCACAGCAUCACCCAAGGCAUUGUGGGAAGUUAAAAAGGGCGGCACUUAUCAGUCCCAGCAACUCGGUGCUCCUCAGCGUGCCGGGCAAACAAUUUGUUUCAGAGCUGUAGUCCGAAAGAUCUGGAAGCCAUCAGGUCAGCAAAGGCUGGGGUAAGGGGAGAAUUUGUGAGCAGCCUUGGGUCCUAGCCGAACGAGACAUUAGAAGCGGUAUCACUUUAAACAGUCGUGGCUUCCCCCGCAAAGAAUCAUGGGAACGGUAGUUUGUUAAGGAUGCUGAGAGUUCUCAGGAGAUCCCUAUUCCCCCGUCUAGAGCUACAAUCUCCAGAGUUCCCUGGGAGGAGAGAUUGGUUGCUAAACCAUUCUGGGAACCGCAGGUCUUGGGAGAGAAGCAGCCAUCGUUCUGGCCGUUGCUCAGCAACAAAACAUUUGCUUUGUAUGGAGAAGGUCCCCAAUAUCUGCAGACAUGUCUGGGAAAGACUCCCUCCCUGAGACCCUAGAUGAGAGCUACUGCCAGUCAGUGUCAACAAUAUUACACCCUUGUGCACAUUGACUGAAAGACACAAUGUAGUUUAUUGUAGAAAACUCACAUAUACAUGUACAAAACUCACAUAUACAUACAUCUGUAACGGAUAUGACUGCUGCUAUUUUUAAGCAGCAUUUGAACACAGUUUGGCAUGGAGUCUACUAGUUUCGAACAGCCACUGUUGAUUUUCGGAUCCCUGUACCACACUUGAAUCAGCGCCUGAAUGAGCUACUCCAUAGUCGUACAGUCUACAGCACGGAGGCGAAUUUUGCAUAUAGCCCACAAAUUCUCGAUGGGAUUUACGUCUAGGGAAUUCCCUGGCCAAUCAAGUACCUGUAUAUGCUGCUCUGUCGUGAAUUUCCUCACCACUUUCGAUGUGUGACAUGGGGCUAGGUCCUGCUGCAAUAUCCCAGUACCUUCAGGAUACCUCUUUUCCAGCUCUGGAAUAACUCUCUUCGUAGAACCUCAGUAUAUUAUUGCAAGCACAUCAUUCCUUCUAUUGGCUUCCGGCUUCCGGCACCAUAAUGAUCAAUUGACUUUUUGUGUUUGUUUUGAGUACAGGAUGACAAGUCAGAUAGAAAACAUGCUUUGUUUCAGUUAAUUUGCACAAGGGUGUAGGCUAGAUGGAGCCCAUGGGUCUGACUUUGUAUAAGGCAGCUCCACAUAUAUGGGCACCUCCUCCUUUUGCCGUUUCUGGGAAUCUGGUUUUGAACAACUCCCAACAGACCCUGUGAUGUUUUCUUUGCAGAGCCCUGACCAAAGGCUGCCGGUGUGUAGAGCUGGAUUGCUGGGACGGGCCUAAUUCGGAGCCUGUCAUUUACCACGGCUACACGCUCACCUCCAAGAUCCUCUUCUGCGAUGCCAUCAAAGCCAUCAAGAACUACGCUUUCAAAGUAAGGGCGGCUCCUCUCCCCCCAGCCAGCACCCUAGCUUUAAAUCUCUUUAUGCCUUUUGUACUGUUGUGGUCUAAGCCAUUGAGCCUAGGACUUGCCGAUCAGAAGGUCGGUGGUUCGAAUCCCCACGACGGGGUGAGCUCCCGUUGCUCGGUCCAUGCUCCUGCCAACCUAGCAGUUCGAAAGUGCAAGUAGAUAAAUAGGUACCACUCCAGUGGGAAGGUAAAUGGCGUUUCCAUGCACUGCGGCUUAGUCAUGCUGGCCACAUGACCCGGAAGCUGUACGCUGGCUCCCUUGGCCAAUAAAGCGAGAUGAGCGCUGCAACUCCAGAGUCGACAGCGACUGGACUUAAUAGUCAGGGGUCCCUUUACCUUUACCAUUGCAAGACACUUUGAGACAUGCCGCGAGCAAGAAAUGAAAAUAGCAACAUUUUUUUUUUAAAGUCCCAGUUAAAAUGCCCGGGGGAAUUUAUUGCUUAAAAAACCUACAUGCCUAAAGUCAAGCUGUGCAGGAACCCGAUGGGCUUUUUUGGGGAGGCUUUUCGGCACCGGUGUUGCUGCAAUCUGGGGCAAUUGCUUUUUCUGAGAAACUAACUGAGAGAGCACACACCCAGAAUGGUGCAACUGAUCCUGACGAUUUUGCUAAAAUAUGACAAAUGGAAACCCUGAUGUCCGGCAACCACCAAAUAAGCAUAUACCGUAGAUUAGGGAUCAGCAAACUUUUUCAGCAGGGGGCUGGUCCACUGUCCCUCAGACCUUGUGGGGAGCCAGACUAUAUAUAUUUUUUUGGGGGGGGGGAAUGAAUGAAUUCCUAUGCCCCACAAAUAACCCAGAGAUGCAUUUUAAAUAAAAGCAUGCAUUCUGCUCAUGUAGAAACACCUUGAUUCCCGGACCGUCCGCGGGCCGGAUUUAGAAGGCGAUUGGCCUGGAUCCGGCCCCCGGGCUUUCGUUUGCCUACCCAUGCCAUAGAUGUAUUAAGACAUCUGUUGCCUUAGACUUGUGUUCUGGGGGAGGGGGAAGACCAAGUGUUUGGAUAAUGUUUCUUGAAAAUGUUUAAAUUAAUUUUUUUUUUUUUAAAGAAGACCCUGCUCUUUGGGCCCCUCAAUUUUACUUCCCCAGAAGCAAGCACCCAGCAGAGCAGGACCUUUCUUGACGAGCUCAAAGGCUGGAGUCACUCGUACAGGAGGAAAACAGCAGUUAUUCAUGUAUUAAUGUCACUGUUCUCUUACCCACCCCCCCACAGACCUCUCCUUAUCCUGUCAUCAUAUCCCUGGAGAACCACUGUAGUCUUGAGCAGCAGAAAACGAUGGCAUACCACAUGCACAACAUCUUGGAAGACAUGCUGUUGGUGGCGCCAGUCGACUCCAAUGCUUCCGAGCUCCCUUCGCCGGAGGUGAGUUCAGCUGCGUUUUAUCAGCAUGUAAAACGCUGCAGCUGCCAUCUUGAUUGACAAACUAAGUUGGGGGUGGGGAACCUGUGGCCCUCCAGAUAUUGUGGGACUACAACUCCCCUCAGCCCCAGACAGCAUUGACUGAUGGUUUGGGAUGAUAGAAGAAUGGUCCUUCCCAGACCGUUGGCCAUGCUUCCUGAGGCUGAUGGGAAUUGGAGUCCCACCAUGUCUGGAGGGCCAGAGAUACUGAUCCUGUUCCACCAUUUGUACCCUUUGCCGCUGUUAUAUCUCUUUUUUUCUUUUCCUUUUUCCUCUAGCAAUUAAAGGGGAAAAUUCUCGUGAAAGGGAAGAAGCUGAGCCCAGAGACGGAAGAAGUCUCUGAUGAGGAUGAAGCGGCUGAAAUAGAAGACGAAACUGUGAAGAUUGAGGUGGAGAGGAAAAGGACGGUGAGCCUCGUGAGCCAUGUUAGCAAUUCCAGGCCCUGAUUUUGCGUGUUCUUAGCAACUGCUAGGGACGCGGGUGGCGCUGUGGGUUAAACCACAGAGCCUAGGUUGGUGGUUCGAAUCCCUGCGACGGGGUGAGCUCCCGUUGCUCGGUCCCUGCUCCUGCCAACCUAGCAGUUCAAAAGCACAUCAAAGUGCAAGUAGAUAAAUAGGUACCACUCCGGUGGGAAGGUAAAAGGCGUUUCCGUGCAUUGCUCUGGUUCACCAGAAGCGGCUUAGUCAUGCUGGCCACAUGACCUGGAAAAACUGUCUGCAGACAACCACCGGCUCCCUUGGCCAAUAAAGCGAGAUGAGCGCCGCAACCCCAGAGUCGGUCACGACUGAACUUAAUGGUCAGGGGUCCCUUUACCUUUACCUUACUCUGAGUAAGACGAGCACCGUCUACAACCAUGGUGAUUGAGAGGCCGGUGGGUUGUUUCACUCCCUGCCUCCCACCCCUGAAACUAUGAUGAAUUCUCAGUUUUCUACCUUGUUCCUUGUCCCUUUUUAGAGUGAAAAACUGAAGCUUGCCCAGGAGCUAUCUGACACGGUGGUCUACUGCAAAAGUGUCCACUUCCAAGGUUUCAAUAAUACCGAUUGCAAUGAAAUGUCAUCCUUCAGCGAAAGCAAAGCUUUGAAGCUGGCCCAGGAAUCUGGUAAGUAGCCCCUUGCCUCAUCUGGUGUGCUCAAAAGAGAGAUCCACCGACCGAACAUAACCCAAGAACAUGGUGUGCGUGUGUGACCUAAAGUAAAACGCUGCAGUGUGGAGUGCGCUGCUAUUCACGAUGCUAGCCAGCCAUUCCCAUUCCCAGGAUACUCCAUUCCAGCCAGCUAGCCAUGCCCACGUCAAGGAAAUUCCAUUCCAACCCACCCCCCAUUUUCUAUUUAUUCCCUGCCAAUAACCAGCCAGCAUUCCAUGGCUAUUGAUCAUGCUCAGUCCUUACUGGGCUGUUUUUUGUGGGGGUGUCUCCCCUACUUUUGAACUCCCCCAUCUUAUAAGCUUACAAGGAGGGCAUGCCAAACCACUCCUUCCCCCUAUUUCUCAUUUCUGGCACCACCCAUUCACAGGUAUACCGCUGCUGAACCUGGAAGCUGUUUGGCCAGCGUCACUAAUAAUGCUCGGUAUAUUUGUUUUGUCAGAUCCUGGUGGCCACAUUCACGUGUGAUAGCCUUAAAUAAUUUUUUUAAUUGAAUUUUACAUUUUUAUCAUGCUAACAACAUUUCAGGGAUGUGGGUGGCGCUUUGGGUUAAACCACAGAGCCUAGGACUUGCUGAUCAGAAGGUCGGCAGUUCGAAUCCCCGCAAUGGGGUGAGCUCCUGUUGCCCGGUCCCUGCUCCUGCCAACCUAGCAGUUUGAAAGCACGUCAAAGUGCAAGUAGAUAAAUAGGUACCACUCCGGCGGGAAGGUAAACGGCAUUUUCGUGCGCUGCUCUGGUUCGCCAGAAGCAGCUUAGUCAUGCUGGCCACAUGACCCAGAAGCUGUACUCUGGCUCCCUUGGCCAAUAAAGCGAGAUGAGUGCCACAACCCCAGAGUCAGUCACGACUGGACCUAAUGGGCAGCGGUCCCUUUACCUUUUUAACAACAUUUCAAUUCAUCAGAAUCAAAGAAAUACAUUCCCCAGAUUCCCCACCCAAGACUUCCCUCAACUUCCUCUUCUGGUUUUUUACAUAUUCACUCCCCCUGCUUGCUUUGUUAUAUCUUCAUAUAAAUUCUUUAUAUUAGUUAUUAUCUCUUAUCAUUUUAACAUCAUCUUUAAAAUUUCUGUAUUUAUUUUUGUUAAUUGCAAGUGUUUACUCAAACCCUGCUAGUGAGUCCAUUUCUUUACAUUGUUUCUGUAAAUACAACAUAAAUGGUUCCCAAUCUUUUUAAAAUUCUCUAUUGUCUUUAUUUCUAAUUCUUUCUGUUAACUUCACCAUUUCCGCAUAUUCCAUCAGUUUUUGUAGCCAUUCUUCUUUGGUUGGUAUUUCAUCACUUUUCCAUCUUUGGGCUAGCAUCCUAGCCGCAGCCGUAGCAUACAUUAAAAAGUUUCUUCUUUCCUCUUGUCCGAUCUUGACCUGAAGUGCCUAAUAAAAAAGCUUCUGGUCUUUUAGCAAACAUUAUCGUAAAUAUUUUCUUAAUUUCAUUAUAAAUCAUAUCCCAAUAAUUUUCAAUCAUUCUGCAAUUCCACCACAUAUGAAAAAAGUGCCUUCUUUACAUUCCCAACACUUAUUGGAGCCUCAUGUGUGAUAGCCUUAAUUAUGUGUUGUACAGUGGUACCUCGGGUUACAUACGCUUCAGGUUACAUAUGCUUCAGGUUACAGACUCUGCUAACCCAGAAAUAAUACCUCGGGUUAAGAACUUUGCUUCAGGAUGAGAACAGAAAUCGCACGGCGGCGGCACGACAGCAGCAGGAGGCCCCAUUAGCUAAAGUGGUGCUUCAGGUUAAGAACAGUUUCAGGUUAAGAACGGACCUCCGGAACGAAUUAAGUACGUAACCAGAGGUACCACUGUACGAAGAAGAGUUUUCCGCCCUCACAACCCUAAUCUGUCUCUCUGGGUCACCCCAGCUCUCCCACAGUUCCAUUAUGAUUAGAGGAGGAGAAAGAAAUUGUCAUUUUUUUUCUGUUCUCAUUCCAGGGACCGACUUUAUCCAUCACAACAUCAGGCAUCUGAGCAGAAUCUACCCUGCAGGAUGGAGGACGGAUUCGUCUAACUUCAACCCUGUUGACAUGUGGAAUGUGGGGUGCCAAAUUGGUAAAUUGGGUUGUUAAAAUCAACAUGGCUUAUUUAGUUGUGAAUAACUGGAGGUGAAAGGGGGCUGUGAAGUAAUCUUAUCUCUGUCUUUCUGUCUGUUUGUCUUAUCACCUGCCCUUCCCUUUAAGGCCCCAGAGUGGUUACAGCAUUAAAACACAAUAUUAAAAUUGGUUCAAAACAUAUUACAGUCCUAAAAAUGAGGCGGGUGUGGCGAUCACACAGGAUCCCUGGACGUUUCACCAUCUAUUGAUCCCUGUGCCAUCACUUUAUUUCUUGCUGCCACCACCCAGGCCCUACCUGGUACAAUACUGAGUCCAGUCAGGGUUAAAUUGGAACAUAAACUUCUGUUUAUUUAUUGCAGUUUAAUAGGCGUCUGGUUUCAUAAACGGUAUCGGUCAAUUACAUUCAUAUCCAGACCUAUAACUUCCGCUCACUAAACUACCUCUCAGAUAGUUACCGUAUUUUUCGCUCUAUAAGACACACUUUUCCCCCUCCAAAAAUUAAGGGGAAAUGUGUGUGCGUCUUAUGGAGCGAAUGCAGGCUCCAUGGCUUCAGCGAUAGCAACGCGAAGCCUUCGAAGCACAGUGGGAGCGCUCCCGCUGCGCUCCGGAGGCUUCGCGUUGCUUUUGCGCACCGACCCCUCUCGCUCUCCAGGCUUCAGGGAUAGCCGCCUGAAGCCUUUGGAGUGCAGCGGGACACCGCGCUGCGCUCCAAAAGCUUCGGGGUUAGCUGCGCAAAGUCUCCGCAGGGCAGCGGGGUGAAGGCACCCCACUGCCCUGCAGAGGCUACAAAUGCUGUCCCCGAAGCCAGAACAGCGAGACAGAGUGCUCCGUCUCGCUGUUCUAGCUUGGGGAUGGCUGCGCAAAGCCUCUGCAGGGCAGCGGGGUGCGUUCACCCUGCUGCCCUGCGGAGUCUACAAAGGCUGUCCCCAAAGCCUCAAGCCUUUGGAGUGCAGUGGGAACACACGCUGCGCUCCAAAGGCUUUGGGUCAGCAAAAGGAACCUGAAGCCUUUGGAGCGCAACGUGAGGUCCCGCUGCGCUCUAAAGGCUUCAGGGAUCUUUGAGGCUGGCGGUGGGGGAAAGCAGCGCUCCCCCCACCCAGCCCCACAAGCUCGGGGGGCAGCGGCAAGGCUGUGUGCAGCCUUUGUGCUGUUCCCCGACCUGCUCUUGAAUGCACCUUGAACGCACCUUGUUUUAGAGAAUUUUUUUUUCCUGUUCUCCCCCUCCUAUGGUCCAGUGCGUCCUAUAGAGCAAAAAAUACGGUACACCUCAAGUGUCAAAAGCCAGGAUAAACAGGUGCAUUUUCAGCAUUCUCUGGAAGCUGUACAACAACUCUCCAUGGCGCAAACAAAAGCAAGGACUCCAUUUCCAGAAGAUGACAAUGUUCUGUAAAUCUGCUAUCGUGCCCCAUUCAACGGGUUAAGGGCUACUAAUGAUCAUACGCACCUAAAUGAAGCAUUGGCUUGUAAAAUAAUAAUUUGCUAAUUAAUUGUACAUAUUUCUCCCCCAGUUGCCUUGAAUUUUCAGUCCAAGGGAACCGAUAUGGAUGUCUAUCAAGGCCGAUUCCAGGAAAAUGGCUUUUGCGGGUACGUCCUAAAGCCGGAAUUUCUGCGGGACGAGCAGUCCAGGUUCAACCCCAAGGCCGUCUCAGAAGGGCCGUGGUGCACCAAGAAGAAACUCCAGGUGAAGGUAGGAAUUGGAAACGAGGAUUGCAUGCAUUUCUCUGAAGUCCAAAGUUGGUACCCCAGCGCUCUUCCUUAUUGUCCCCUGGAAGGCUUUCAAGUCACGAUGGACACUCAAGACCCAACAACUAUCCCCCUCUUUCUCUCUUACAGGUCAUCACAGGCCAGCAACUGCCCAAGGUGAACAAGAGCCAAAACUCCAUUGUGGACCCCAGGGUGAUAGUCGAGAUCCACGGCGUCCAGAGGGACAACGAGAAGAAGCAAACCACCGUCAUUGACAACAAUGGUAAGAGGAGGAGACACUUGUGAGUCUUCACCAGCUGAACUCAUCACUGCCUCUUGGCCUCCUUCUCUCCUGCUUCAGCUUCUGCCUCUCAUUCUGGACUUCUCUCUGCCCCAGACUCUCUCUGCUCACUAAACCCUGUUACCUCUUCCGUUCCCAACACUUCCUCUUCCCAGUCUUCUCCCUCUGACUGCUCAUUGUCAUCCCACCACCAUUCCCCGGGCUCUGAGCCUUCUUCCCUUAGGGGUUCCCCAGCUGGUUCCUCCCACCAUUAUUCUGCAUCCAACCAGUCCUUGACACCAAGGCACUUAGAAACCAUGAGCUUAAAGUCCAGCCCAGUGGUUCUGCUGCAUAGCGAUUGAAAAAGGACCAAGAUUUUGGCCGCCAUACCUUCUGGGCUGCUACUCUGACAAACCCCUUGGCUCCUAGCUUGCAGAGGGUCUUUCUUCUUGCUGUAGCUGGGUAAAUGGAGAUUCAAUAGCGGCUUUGUUCAUUUGUUUCCCGGCGAAGGAAAAAGCUGAAGCUGUUCUUCUUUGUCCAAGACGCCUUACAAAAGGGCCUUUCAUUGCUUCCUGGAAGGGGAAAGGGAGCCUGAAUCCAAAACUACCAAUAGCUGGCAAAAGCCUUGGUUGUAUAUUCUCCCAACUUUGGGCGAUGGGUUGCUUGGCUUUCAGCCCAACUGAAAACCGAUUCAAGUGUGCAUGUGGUACAGUCCUCUCAAAAGGCUAUAUCACCUUGCAAAGGCGUUGGGGUGAAGGGGAUUGCCGUUUUGGAAACUCCCACUAUGGCACGAUCUCCUUGGCAUGUGGAAAGCUUACACUCCAGGGAGAAGAGGAGAUAUGUUAGUCAUCAAAUAUCUCAGGGGCUUUCACGUGAAAGAUGAGCAAGCUUGUUUUCUCCUGCUCCGGAGGGUGGGACCCGAACCAAUGGCUUCAAGCUACAAGAAAGGUGCGCAGAACUGGACAGAGAACUCCCAGUGGGGUCAGACCAAGGCAGAAUAGAGUGGGACUAUUACUUCACGCGGGUGGCGCUGUGGGUUAAACCACAGAGCCUAGGACUUGCCGAUCAGAAGGUCAGCGGUUCGAAUCUCCACGACGGGGUGAGCUCCCGUUGCUCGGUCCCUGCUCCUGCCCACCUAGCAGUUCGUAAGCACGCCAAAGUGCAAGUAGAUAAAUAGGUACCACUCCGGCGGGAAGGUAAACGGCGUUUCCGUGCGCUGCUCUGGUUCGCCAGAAGCGGCUUAGUCAUGCUGGCCAUAUGUAUGCCAGCUCCCUCGGCCAAUAAAGCGAGAUGAACACCGCAACCCCGGAGUCGGCCACGACUGGACCUAAUGGUCAGGGGUCCCUUUAUCUUUUUAUUACUUCUCUUGAUUGGCUCACUUUGCUUCUGUUGAUGCAGCCCAGAGAGAGAGAGAGAGAGAGAGAGAGAGAAAGGAAAAACGAGUCUCUGAGCAUCUUUUCUAUCAAUCAAAGAUGAGGCCAGAUUUUUCUAUCUUUUACGGAUCUAGCCUACUGGAAAUAUGUUCAGACUUGUACAUCUCUGUGUUGCCCAUGUUUGUCUUUUCUUCCUUCCUCACCUAACACUCUCUCUCCCCUUUGCCAGGAUUUAACCCCAGAUGGGAUGAAGCGUUUGAGUUUGACAUCGACGUCCCUCAGCUCGCUCUGGUUCGUUUCAUGGUGGAAGACUUUGACGCGUCGACCAAAAAUGACUUUAUUGGGCAAUUCACAGCUCCCUUCACAAGUUUGAAACAAGGUGAGUCUUCCCAUCUUAACCUUCAGAGCAAACUCUUCAUUCGAAGCUUAGAGUAACAGGGAGUUUCUGGGGCCAGUUAACAACUACCAGACUUUUAGAAGACAUCUGAAGGCGGCCCUGUUUAGGGAGGCUUUUAAUGUUUGAUGUAGUACAGUAUUUUAAUAUUUUUUUUGGAAGCCGCCCAGAGUGGCUGGGGAAGCCCAGCCAGAUGGGCGGGGUAUAAAUAAUAAAUUAUUAUUAUUAUUAUUAUUAUUAUUAUUAUUAUUAUUAUUAAAAGUUCUCUCUGCUUUUUAAGUGUAAUGUCUCUUUCAAUAUGGUUGGGAGGUCUUCAUGAACUACAAACCCCAAAAUUUUGCGUCUUCUCCAAACCUGUGCCCAUGUUUUACAGUCAUUUUGCAGUGAAAACUUUGGCACCAGUUUGGAGUGAAUCAAACAAUAUUGGAUUUUUGGGUUUGAACCCCACUUUGAUGUAUCAAUUACUCAGUUGGGGGGGCGUGCUGCAAAACGUGGGGGUUUUGUUUGCUGCAAAACACUGCAAAAUGAUUGCAAAACUUUGACACAGGUUUGGAAGGAAUCCCAAAUUUGGGGGUUCGUAGUUAAUAAGCGGGGAUGCGGGUGGCGCUGUGGUUAAAUCACAGAGCCUAGGACUUGCCGAUCAGAAGGUCGGCAGUUUGAAUCCCGGUGACGGGAGGUGAGCUCCCGUUGCUCAGUCCCUGAUCCUGCCAACCUAGCAGUUCAAAAGCACGUCAAAGUGCAAGUAGAUAAAUAGGUACCGCUCAAGCAGGAAGGUAAACGUCGUUUCCAUGUGCUGCUCUGGUUCGCCAGAAGUGGCUUAGUCAUGCUGGCCACAUGACCUGGAAGCUGUACGCUGGCUCCCUCGGCCAAUAAAGCGAGAUGAGUGCAGCAACCCCAGAGUCGGUCACGACUGGAUCUAAUGGUCAGCGGUCCCUUUACCUUUACCUAGAGUUACCACAGAGCACAGUGACCUGUUUUUCAGGGAUAGGGAACCUUUGGCUCUCAAGAUGCCAUUGGGCUCCAACUCCCACCACUUUUUAGUUAAUAAGCCCUGUUGGGGGCUGCCUUGUGGGCUGUAAUUCAGGGGAUAGGGCCGUAUCCAACACUAGUCCUACUCAGAGUAAACCCAGUGAAGUUAAUUAACAUGACUAACUUGGGUCCGUUAAUUUCAAGGGGUCUGCAACAACAGCUAAACCACACUGUUUACGAACCUCCCAGGUGUCUUAUAGGAGCACAGCGCCCUCUACUGCCCAGAUCAGGCAGCGCUUCCCAAAUUCCUGAUAAUCCAAGACACACGUUUCUGAAUUAUUAUUGGUGACACGUGUAAGAGAAGGAGUUGGCUUUCUCUUAAUAUAUGCAGAUUUGUUGCUGGAGAACUGCAUCGCAGAAUUCAGGGAUGUACAGGUUUCAAAGGCUAUCUGCUUUUUCAAGUUGUUGUGUUUUGGAAAGAGCGAAUUAGGCCACGUUAAAACUGAAUUUCUCCCCCAUCUCUAUGUUGCGUCCUCCAGUCCCCCUGGCACGUGUGAGUCUGAUUGUCGCCACUCCCAGUGGCAGCUAUUGAAAUACAAGUGAAGAGAACACCACAAUAUAAUCUCUCUCUCUCUCUCUCUCUCUCUCUCUCUCUCUCUCUCUCUCUCUCUGAUAAUCUCCAGGCUAUCGCCACAUUCAUCUCUUGACGAAGAACGGAGACCAGUACCCUUCUGCCACGCUCUUCGUACACAUCAAUAUUACGGAUGCUUACUAAAAGGACAAUUUUCUCGGACCGCUCAAGGGACAGGUCCCUGCUUUCCCUUUCCAAAUGAACUUGCCUACCAAGCUGGGAAGAGAGAGACCUCAAACACUACCCUGGUUUUUAGCCGAUGUGGAAUCCCCACAACAUCCCCGGAGAGCAGGAAAUGGACAAAUGAGUCAAGCCAACCACCGCAGAGGUCGUUGCGCAAACCGCCUUGCUGCGUUCAGAAAGCGUCAUGGAGAAGUUCUGCUCCAAGUGCCUCUAAAAGGCCAUGUUCUGUUGUGGUUGGGAAGCUGGGCUAUCCUCCAUAUUAUGGGUAGGCAAACUAAGGCCCGGGGGCCGGAUCCGGCCCAAUCGUCUUCUCAAUCCGGCCCCCGGACGCUCUGGGAAUCAGCGUGUUUCUACACGAGUCAAAUGUGGUCCUUUUAUUUAAAAUGCACCUCUGGGUUAUUUGUGGGGCAUAGGAAUUCAUUCAUUUUCUUUUCAAAAUAUAGUCCAGCCCCUCACAAGGUCUGAGGGACAGUGGACCGGCCCCCUGCUGAAAAAGUUUGCUGACCCCUUAUCCUAGCUGCUGUUUCUGAGAGAAAGGAGAAAAAGAGCUAGCUUUUCAAUCAUGGAGAGAAGCACGAAAAUUGAGAUAGGGACGGGCACAGGAGAUUGUUACUUCAGUCCUUUAAGGCUGGGAGGUCCACACACUGGCCACUGUCCCCCCUCUGUUGUCUCUGAAGACCUCAUCUGGACUGUAGCACUUGCUUCAGGCAUGUUCUGAGUCAGAUCCGAGAUGUGGCUUCUCCACUUCUGUGUCUUCUCUGCUUGUUUCCAUGCCUCUGUUUCCUCCCUUAUGUCCGAUGGUUACUGACUUCCUUUGUGCGCUCGGGCAGCAAGGUGCCGGUUCUUCCCGACGUCACCUUUCAGGGUUUUCACUUUUUCAAGUUUCCAGUCCUCAGGAAAAGUAAGGCAAGCUUAAAAGCGUAAAGGCGAUUUCCGAUGCAAUUUCGAAAGCUAAGGAAAGGUGUUGAACGAUGUACACAUCGUUUUAAAAAAGCACACAUUCCGCUGCUGGGUGCUGCAAGCUGUGUAAAUCAUUCCAAUCAAGCAGACUUGCGCAAUGUUUAUUACUACCUCUAGCAGCAGCCACCAAAAUCCCUCCUUUGCAACUUCUCCGACUUCUGAAAUUUAACCGGGCAUCGCUCACCUUUUAAGUGAUAAUUUACCCAUUGGCUGAAACAAGAGAUUCUCAAGAAGCUGAUUUCUGGGGCCGGUGCUACAUUCUGUGUUUCUGCUGCGCUAGAGUGGACCAGCAAUGUACUCCCAGCUGGAUUUCAUAACUGUAAAAAUGUGAUUUUUAAUUUUUUUUUAGACAUUAAGAUGUAAGCACUGUCCUCAGACUUUCCCAAAACAGUGUCAGGGUAUUGGGCUUUUUCAGUUUUAGAAGCUGAGGCAUCAAUCAUGACGUUGUGAAUUUGCUAGAUGCUACCUUUUUUUUUGUAAAUUUUGUAAUUUUGUUCGAUCUUUUUAGAAUUAAUUAUUACAUUAUUUUUAGGCGAAAGCAACCAAGGAGCAGGUCCAUUGUACAGUCACGCCCUCUCUUUUCUUAGUAGCUUGGAAACUGUUCUGAAUUUGAAGGGGGUGAGGAUAUAGACUGGGGUUUAAUCAGUCUCAUAGGCCAUUAUCCAAAGAUGAUUGUUGCCUGUGGGAAUUUAUCCCAACAUUAGCAAAUUCAGCCGCUUGAAAGAAACUGACUGAUAUAAAAUAUGAUAAUUCUGUUGUUUCAAAUAUUGGGUUUCCCCCAGCUGGUUCUGAAUUACUACUGUUUUUGAACAUGAUGCAAUUGUAUCUAAGGUUUUCCGUGAAAUGGUGAGGACUAGAAUCUUUUGGAGAGUUUACAUAACCUCACAUCAAAAAGCUUUGAAUCAGAGUCCUGUUGUGCCACCGUUCUGCCUCUUUUACAUUACAUGUGAGAUACACUACAAAAUCCAUGCCCUCAAUCCACCUAAAGCUGAAUGCUUUUUAAGCGUUCUGUAGAUUUCAGUGGGAAAGAAUUAAAAAUGCACUUAAUUCUCCCAGUGAUAUCGACGAGUUUUAAAUGGCUCUGGAUCUUUGCUGCAUGUUACACUGUGAUCUAUAGCAAAUUGUGAAAAUGCUAUGCUACUGACAAGGUCAUACCAAAUCCUCUUAUUUUAUAUGUGGUCCCAGCCUCCAAAACUCACUUUGGAUUGAAAAGAGAGGAGAACCUUUGCUUUUUCACUGAGCAGAAUCCUUUUAAACAAUCUGCGGAGGCUGAAGGCUCAUUUAAACGCAAUCUUAUCUCAUGAGAACAGGCCCAAAGCUUGCUUCAGACGUAGGUGCCUAUGCUGUGGUGCUUUGCCAAAGGCCCCUGAUUUCAUUUCAAGACAUAAGAAUUGGUCAACAGCACUGGCCAGUUUGCAGUUCCACAUCAAAGCAGAUGUGCCUGAAAGUGAUCCGACCGAGAGAAUCUGUGAUCUCAACUUGAAUUCCUCGAUUUGCGGAGAGUUGCUCUCUCAGGGUAGAUCACCUGUCAGGAUCGAGGUGUUCAUUUGUCAGCAAAGUUGGCACAAGCUUCUUUCCUCAACCAUUUUCGCUACCUCGAGACUUGGCCGGCCUCCUCACAAAAUGGCCACCACCCCCAAUCCUCUCAUCCGCAAAAUGGGGUCUGCAUUGUUAUAGAGCAGGGCCUCAGUGAGACAGGAACUCAUCCUGUGUCAUGGAAAUCCAUGUGCCUCUAACCCAACAUAGCCUCUUGUUUUGGGUUAGGCUUUGCCAUAUAUAUAUAUAUAUAUAUAUAUAUAUAUAUAUAUAUAUAUAAAUAAAAAUUUGGGGAAAGGGUGGAAUCCUGAGAGCCACUUUCAUGAAACGCACUGCAAAUUUAUUAAACAGGAAGGUGGUUUCUAAAAGCCGUUCCAUUUUCCCUUUCUUGCGGUGAACAUUAUCUCAUUUCUCAAGGCGCUAUGAUGAACUGUGUCGCCUCUUCCCCCCAGACACUUCCAUCUGGGAUUUUGUAAUGGAAAAGCCACGUAAUGCCUUAUUGCGGUAACUGUAAGGUCCUGGUCUAGCACUUUUUAAAAAAGGAUUGGGACCUUAUAACUGCCCCAGCCUUAUUCUGUUUGUGUAGAAGACAAUCACGGGGUGGUAAACUUGAAUAAUGGUUGGGACGUUGAUGGUUGAGAUGCAACUGUAGCUGGCUUUUAACAGAUAUUCCAUAAGUGGAGCCCUGACUGUGUCAUAAUGCAAUAGCUGAAUCCAAUGGGGAUCUUGGGCUUGUGUAAGACAUAGAAUCAUAGAGUUGCCAUCCAAGAAAUAAAUAAAAAUCAGCCUUCUCCAAUUGGGGUCUUCCAGGUGCUUUAGACUACAACAGUGAUGUGAGCCGAAGUCCAAAACAUCUGGAUAGAAAAGGCCAAUUCAUCUAGUCCAACUUGCAAUGAACAAUGUCAGCCUAUCAUUUGCAGUCUUGUACUGUUGUGCUCCUGUUGUUUACACGACAAAAAUAGUUUGCCCAGCAACACCAAUGCUCCCACUUCUUGCCCUGACAUGACAGUGGAUCUUGCCUAAAUGGGUUAUAUCCCAUGUCAGUCAUACUGUUGAGUAGACCCAUUGGAACUGGCGAACGCAGCUAAUGAAAGCCCCUUUAUUUCAGCGGAUCUGCCUUCGAGUACGGCUUCGCGAGAUAUAACCCAAUCAUUCUGCAAACAAAACUGACUUUUAUAUUGCGGGUUUUUUUUAAAUUAAAAAAUGUCAUAUAAAGCUACAGAGUUAGAGGGUUGACAAGAGUACGAU